This is a messenger RNA of Porites lobata, 45322 nucleotides long. The record is from the annotation of a GenBank genome assembly. Lineage: Eukaryota; Metazoa; Cnidaria; Anthozoa; Scleractinia; Poritidae.
AAAAUGGCCGGAGGUUGAGAGCGGACUUGUUUACAAAUUAGGUUAAAUAGAUUGAAAUACCUCUAUGAAGGAACUUGUGGCUUGUGACUGGCUAAAAAUGUCUUUUGAUCUGCUUUUCUCGGCUAGCAUACUUUUGGCUAUGUCAAGCCGAACCUGCUUUGCUCAAACUGGUAAGUAAGUCAUGUUAAAUGUGUUGUAUAACAAGUGACAUUCUUCAGUCCUAUCGGUCCAUCCCCACCUUAACAAUUGCAAAAUCCGUUCCUUCGCCGGUACACAGGUGUGCAGUAUGAACCACUGUAGGCAUUUUGAAUGCGACACCCACCAUCGAGUUUGUUUUUUUAGAAAAAGUCUUUAGAUCAGACCGCCGGUGGGGGCCAAAUUUGAGCACCGCUUUUGAAAAGUAGCUCGCCUGUUUCUAGAGUGAUGUUAUCUUGCGGUGAGAAUCAGGAAGGGGUUAAGGUGUUGUGGCAUGGUACUCUCGUUAAAUGUCCCUCAUGUCUCCAGGACGUUUGAAGAUUCGUUGAGUAUAAAGUCGUAUAAUAUACCAAAUAAUGGCUGUUACCAGAGUCUUUUAGGUCCAGUAAAUAUCGCUGGAGCAACGUUUUUUUUCUUUCAGCUCUUAAUAAGAAACUUCAUUGAUUAUCUGCAAAAAUUCCCAGCUUGUGAUUUAUGUUAGAAAACAUAUGCAUUAACAAUAAAUAUGGAUUAUAAUGAGUUCGAUUUUGUCUGUUCAGGCUUUUACUUAGACACAAUUUAACAAAACUGUCAAAUUUUUACACAAGUUUUGAAAUGCUAAACAGCAUGGUACCAGGAGAAAGAUCAGCUGACUGAGGGUUUUAUUUUAAUUGUCACUUUAUAAAUUUUUGCCCAUAGACUCAACAGUCAGAACCCGUUGUUUUACAGACUUCUUCAUUAACUCUAGCAUUGAAGGGAUUAAGUAUUGAUUGCGAUUUUAAGCUGCUUAAGUGCUAUCAGUAGCAUGAAAAAGUUUCGUAACAAUCCCGUUGAGAUGUGUUUUAAAUCAUCUCAUUUUAGUAGUCUUCUUUUCGUUUCAAUUACAACUUCGAUCCAGAUAAAUUGCCCUUAUUGAUCUCCAGACAUUUCUAAUAAUUACAGAAAGUCCCGAUAAUAUAUUAAUAUUGUAAAUCACAAUAUUAAUUUAAUCACUCUCAAAAGACCAAUUGAAAGAAGUGGCUUUGGAGAUUAUUUUUUACAUCCUUUAUUCACAAGAACAGUGAUGAAAAUUCGACUCGCCUCUGAACCGUGAGCUAAGAAAACCAGCCAUUAUAUCAAGAUCAAUUUUAAAUGUCCCUAAAAAUCUACAUUGUAACUAAAUAUCUGGUUAAUCUGAGACUAAAAAUAAACCAAGGUAUUGCUUUUGUGGUUUAGUUUAGAAUGUACGCAGACAAAAAUGUGUUAUUUUCCAGCGUUAUGACACCAGUAUUUCCAAACUCGUCCUAAAACACGGUCGUCGAUUCAUAAAACAAGGACACCAGAAUCGUUGUAUCUUUUCCAUGUUUUAAGAUCUAUUACGGGAUCUCGAGGCAUUAUAUAAAACUCAAGGCCUCAGUUUCUUUCAAACACUUAGGUUAUUGCAUGUUGUAUAUGUUUUCUGCGAACUUGAGUAGUCAUUUUAUACCCCCCAAAAAACAUAGUACUUGCAGAGUUUGGACUCGAGAGUCAAAUAUUACGAUGUUCAGGAAUGCUACAAUGUAAACAAAGCAACGAUUCAACUGACUCACGCAAUCAUUGCUGAAAUAUUUUAAAAUAAUUUUCGGCGUGAUUGCCAGGCGAUUGUAUUUUGAAUGAAACGAAAAGGUUAAAUUGGAGAAUGAAAUUAGUUAGUGGACAAAUUCACACACCAAGAAAUUCAGACACCCAAAAUCACUGCGUCGUUGCAAUAUAGCUUAGAUUAGAUAUGCGCACUGUUAGCUUACUACAUUUAUAACUUAGCUUGGUAUAAGACGAAAAAGUAAAAGAAUAUAAAUCUGGCACAUUUUUGUCCCUGAUUACAAUGGCAAGUCACUGGCUAUAAACAGUUAGGUCAUAAUUACCCCGUAGUAAAUGUACCUUUUUUAAAAGGCUUUAUUGCAAAGGGACUGACGGACCACUUUUUUUAAGACCGCUAACACAACACCAGAGAGCUAUGUGCUCAAAACUUUAUGCUCAGGUGAAGUUAUUAUGCUACUGGUAUUUAUGAAUAAGUGCUUUCAUACAAAUAUACGAAUUGCUAGGCCUUAUCGGACUUGCAUCAUUAGUUAACCUACAAUAGAGAGAAGUCGUUACAUCACGUUACCUUGGUUGCCAUGGUUUCUGGAUCUCAACAAACCGUAGUCCUGCAGAUAGGACAGAAAAUAGUGAAAAGGUUGACAUGUAUGACUUUUCCUGUGCAUGGUUACACUCAGGAACAAAACCACUAGCCCAUACUUUUCUGCCAUCGUUCGACAAUGAAAAUGGCCAUCUCUGUCAAGAAAAAUUGUUGUGAUCCAGAAAUUUUGCUACCAUGGUAAUCUUACGUCAGAGGUCUCUUCUCUAUACCCUUAGGUGUGUCGGAUAGGGUCUAUACUGUCCAACAGUUCCUAAGUUUCAGACUCGACCGGGGAUUUAGUAUCUCGUGCACAAAUUUUUCAUGAAGCAAGACUGCUAGGAAAUUUAUCCAUGGCUAUGGUAGAUGGCAUAAAUUGUAUUGGCAAGUGACAAUGGAAUUUAAUUAAAAUGCACAUUUACACUUACCCUCUUUCUGGUGUGUUAUCCUUUUUGCAAUAUACAAGGUAAAGGGGGGUCAACUGGUUUGCUUAAUUGGCUGAUCUACUGCACUUUCUAGUGGUACCGGACUUGAGAUUCUCAUUCUGUGACCAUAGCCAUUUGGCAGGUAAGUUCCUUGUAAGGUGAAAAAAAUAACUACCUAUUGCUACCUUUGGGAAAGGUUUAACAACCCUCUUCUGUGCGAAGCGCUGCUUAUCAGAGGAAAUAUCAUCAAUCAGUAAUGUGUCUUCAUAAGCAAUGCUUCUCUUUCUGCUUGUGUGAUCUUAAAUAACUGUUGUUACGGGUAAUAAAUAAUGUAUCUCAUGACACUUUCUUUUCACGUAUUACCAGAUAUAACAUCAAUCUCCUCUGUUUCAUCUGACAUUCCAUAUACGCCCUCUUCUACAUCAAAUAUUGUUUUAAUUUCAAGUGUGGCAUGGGAUGUUUCAUCAACAUCAACUCCUUUGGUUAUGCUGUCAUCAUCAAAACGUUCAUCAGAUACUGCACCCACGUCAUCUGUUUCAUCGGACAUAUCAAAUUCAACUCCUCCAACGGAUCUUACGUCAUCAUCAACUGCCGUACCGGAUAUCUUGUGGACUUCGCAUGCGACAUCGGAUAUCAUGACAAUAUCAACCGUUGCACCAGAUAUUAUGUGGACCUCGACUGCUUCAUCGGAUGCUAUUGUCUCAACUUGGACUGCUGCACUAGAUAUCGACCCAACAUCAACUGUCGCACCUGAUAUUAUGUUGGCAUUGUCUGCGACAUCGGAUAUUGAGUCAACAUCGACUGCCACGUUAGAUAUCGAUCAAACAUCAACUGUUGCACCAGAUAUUGUCUGGACAUCAACUGCUACAGUGAGUAUUGCGUCGACAUCGACUGCUACGCUAAACAUUGAUUCAUCAUCAGCUGUUACACCUGAUAUUGCGUGGACAUCGUCCUCGACAUCUGAUAUGAUGACAUCAUCAACUGUUGGGCCGGACAUUGAACUUACGUCAACUGUUGCAUCGGACAUUGACUUAACGACAAGUUUUGCAUUGCAUAUCGAGCAAACAUCAACGGUUUCUCCAGAUAUUGAGCUAACAUCAAAGGCUGCGUCAAACAUUGUGCUAACAUCAGCUGUUGCACUGAAUAGUGAGUCGAUAUCUACCUUUACACCGGAUGUUAGAUCAACGACAACCGCUACAAGUGAUAUUGACCUUUCUUCAAGUGGCUCACCCUAUAUCGUGUCGUUAUCCACUAUUACAGUGGAUAUUUUAUCCAAAUCUUCUGCUGCACCUGAUAUUGGGUCAACAACAAUUGCUACACCAGAUAUUGUGUCACCGACAACUGUUACAGUGGAUAUGAUAUUCAAAUCGACGAGUGCAUCGGAUAUUGUGCCAUCAUCGACUGUAAUGUCAGGUAGGUCACUAAUAUCGGGUACUUAUUAUUUGUUCAAUAUCUUUUGGCUUUUAAUUAUCUGCAUGUAGAGAGUUCGAUAAGGUCCAAAAAUGCAAGUGAGAAACAGGUCAUACAGGAAACCCGAAUGCUACAUUAGCUAAUAUAUCAUAAAAAGUGUGCUCGUGAUUCUUCAUGAGGGAUUUGAAUUGGAUCAAAGAUGGUUUACCUUGCUUGUUUCAAUUGAUCACUCUUGUCUGGGGCGCGGUAGUUUAGCCUCCAUUAUUAUUAACUUCCGAAGAGAGUUAAUACUUAAUAGUAACUGGAAGCUUGAGGUGUAUGUGGCGUCCUAUGCACGACGUGCCAGACAAGAAACUUUUGAAUUUGGCAAGAUAAACCGUCUUCUACCUGAUUGAACGAACGUCAUUGAUGCAUUUUGAGGGCCACUAGUUAUUCACUUCAAUUACUGUCCCGUGUUAUCCUCGUUAAAUAAAGUUGAUUAUUAUUAUUAUUAUUAUUAUUAUGUACUUAAAGAGUGUUCUAUAAAAACAACAAAUAUCCUGCUUACACCAACAACAAGUCAUGUUUAAUUAAACUAGGUUUUUAAAAGUGUAAAAAAAAUAACAAAAAAAAACAAGAACAUCGGCGUUAAAACAGAAUACAAAUGAACUGCAACUCGUUACGUAACUGCACCAAAUUUGCAAUUGAUAAAAGUACAGUAAGCAGAUUCUAUAAAGAAAACUAAUUUAAAACGUGUUUAACUAAACAGCUUUGAAACAUGUUUAAGCCUUGGUGCGAAUUGGUCUACAAGAGAUUCUUUUGGUUGCUCGUGUGGUGUUUAUAAAUGUCAAGCUAAAAGUUCAGCAGAUCGUUUUCGCGCUGGCUAAACGCUAACCCGCUAACGUUAUGCCGAUUUUUUAUAAAACCUGGUAAUUUGUUGAGCAAAAGAAAUACGUCAAUUGUGGUAUUUUUACAAAAUUACAGAAUGCACGAGAUAAGACAGUAUAUAUUAAUCCAUUUCUAACGACUCUAACCUCAACAGCAGUUCCUACGACGACAGAAACCCCGGAUGUCACAACAGAACCUUACGAUGCUACAACUGGACCGCCAGAUACCACAACAGGACCUGCAGAUACCACAACUAGACCUUCAGACACCACUACUCGACCUCCAAGUAUUACAAAUGGACUUCUAGGUAACAUUACUGGACCUAUAGACACCACAACUGGACUUCCAGACAUCACCACUGGACCUACAACUACCACAACUACUACAACUGGACCUACAAAAGUCACAACUAGCUCUCAAGAUAACACUACUCGACCUCAGGGUAUUACGAGUGGACUUCCAGAUAUUACUACUGGACCUACAGAUAACACAACUGGAAUUCCAGAUAUCACUGCUGGACCGGCAGAUACCACAACUGGACCUACAGAUACCACAACUGGCCCUCCAAAAACCACCACUGGAGCCCCAGAUUUUAGUAUUGGACUCGUAGAUACCAAAACGGGACCUCCCGUUACCACUACUCGACCUCCAGGUAUUAUGAGUGGACUUUCAGACAUCACUACUGGACCUACAGAUACCAUAACUAGACCUCCAGAAGUGUCAACUGAACUCCCGAAGGCUAAAACUGGACGCCCUGGAAAUGCAACUAUAAUUCAAGAUACAACAACGGUAUCUCCCCAUACCACAUCUGGACCUCCAGGUACCACAGAGAGACAUCCGGACACUACAACGAGACAUUCAGGUAUCACGCUGCUAUGAGAAGUGGCUUUAAGUGAGAUACAUAUGUAUUAUUGACCAAGCGGAAGGUCAAGAUGACUGGAUAUUGGCUAAGUUUUUUUUGGCGUUUUUAUGGGCCGAGACGAAGUUGAGGUCCACAGAAAUGCGAAAAAGAACGAUACCAAUAUCCAGCCAUCUUGACCGCGAAUAAUCUUGGUAAAUAAAGGAUUUAUUAUAUGGCAAAAAUAGAAAUUUUACUUGCGGAACCAACGCUGUAACGCGGUGUCAGGUGGCCAAAUAGAACACAGGAGUCAUUUCAUCUCGCGGAUUUAGCCAUAAAAUAUACAUAACUCAUCAGUGGCGUUAUAGUGGAUGUCAUUGUAACAUAAUGGCAGAUAAUUUUAUAUUAAAACUAUAUUAUACAGAGGCUUUGAUAGUAGGCGUCUGAGUUUUCAGUUGCUUGCCUCGUGUUUAUUAUAAUAAAUGAAUGUCAGGUUCAGCAUAAACUUUUCUGUUGGCGAAACGUUUUGACGAUCCAACUUUACUUUCAUGUUUUAUAUGUUAGAUCACCUGAUGAUAUGUUCAGUGAAGAAAAAUGGCAGAAAAGUGGUAUUUUGUAGCAAUUUUAGAAUUUAAAAGCGGACUAGAUGAUAGAAUUCUUAUGAUACUUACCUCAACAGCGGUUCCUGCUACGAUGGAAGCUACCACAACGACACCUCUCGAUAUCACAACUGGACCUAGAGAUACUACACCUGAACCUCCAGAUGUUACAACUGCACCCUCAGAUACUCCCACUGGACAACUAGAUAUCACAACUGGACCCACAGAUGCUGCAACUGCAUCUCCAGAUAUCACAAAUCCACCUCAAUAUAGCAAAACGGGUCCUCCGGACACGACAGCUGGGCCUCCGGGUAUGACCACUGGACUUCCAGAAACCACACCUCGACCUCCAGGUAUCAAAAAUUCAACUACAGAUUUCACAAAUGGACCCCCGGUUAUCACUACUGGACUUCCAGGUAUCACGACUGGACCUCCAGGUGCUACGUCUGGAUUUCCAGGUAUCAUGACCGGUUCUCAAGGUAUCAUAACUGAAGAUAUAAAUACCACAACGGGGCCUCCAGAUACCACAACUGAACCUCCUGGUAUUACAAACUCACCUCCAAAUAUCACUGAUCGACGCCCGGGUAUCACUACUGGACUUCCAGGUAUCACCACUGAACCCCCGGAUACAACUGGACCUCCAGGUGUCACGACUGGACCUCCAGAUGCUGCAUCUGUAAUUCCAGGUAUCAUGACCGGACCUCAAGGUAUCAUAACUGAAGAUAUAAAUACCACAACGGGGCCUUCAGAUACCACAACCGAACCUCCAGAUACCACAACUGAACCUCCUGGUAUCACAAAGUCACCUCCAGAUAUCACUAAUCGACCCCCAGUUAUCCCUACUGGACUUCCAGGUAUCACCACUGGACUCCCGGAUACAACUGGACCUCCUGGUGUCACGACGGGACCUCCAGAUACUACGUCUGGAAUUCCAGAUAUCAUGACGGGACCUCAAGGUAUCAUACCUGAACAUACAGGCAUCACAAGUGGACCUCCAGUUACCGCAACUGCACAUUCAGACAUCACGACUGAGCCACCAGGUAUUACGACCGGAGCUCCAGAGACCACAUCUGGACCUCUGGAUAUCACAAGUGGACCUCCAGAUACAACCACUGGUUCUCUAGAUAUCACAACUGGAGUCUUAGAUACCACGACUGAACAUCAAGAUACCACAACCGUACCCGUAGAAAUCACAAAACCUACAUCGACGACGCCAGAAAUAAAUCCAUUGCCGACAACUGCAUUACCAUGUGAUCGAAUUAGGCGGGAACCAACACAGGAGGACAUCAACAAUUCAUUUGUCGUGGUGACUCAAGGCCUCAGCAUUCCACAGGUUUGAUUUUUAAUUUUUUUUAAAAAAAAUGUCAAUAGAACUCCUUAUAAUUUAGUUGACACGGGGUAUAACGUGCGGUUGGUGAUGAUGAAGGAAGUGUUAAUGAUGGUGAUAUACAUUUGUCAAAAAACGCAUUUUCCUUUUUCUGUUUUAGUGGUGUUUCAGUGAGGAUCUAUUUCGGCAGCGACUUGCUGAAUAUGUUGCUGAAUUCUGCAUUAAUUCUGGAUCUUGCCCGAUUAUGUGAGUUGAUGAAAGAGUUUAUUGCCUUGAAUUUUCCCGCUCUACUAAACCUUUAAUCCAUAUUUUCUCGUUAACUUGCUUCCAAUUUGUCGGCUACUGUUUUAUUCUAUAAAGUCGCACCCCGCUUACACACACCCCCUUAAUACGGACAUCUCUGUUAUUAUGGACAGUUUUUUUCUCCCUGGAAAAGGCCCUUGCAUUUUCUCUAACUUUAAGCCGCUUAGGACCGACAUCUGUUAAUGCGGACAUCGGACUCUUUUUAUAGCGCCCAAUCAAAAGAUUGUCACAGAGAGUAAUACUCGCUAAUGCAUACACUUCAUUGCCAAAACUGACGCUGCACCGAACAUUUCCUUUUUCUAGGUUAAAAACAAAAUAGGUUGACAGUAUGCCGAUGUUCCCUGCACUUCAGUACACCAGACAAGAUGAAUUAUACACGCCAAUUUCACAAUAUUUUGGCAUCUUAACGAGUUAUGCUAUGAGAACUAAUUUUUUUAAGUAAUGUAUAAAUGAGCGACGUUUGAGUGUUUCCGUGGAUAAAGGUCAGAGGAAUGGGGCUUUGUAGAGACUAGAGAUGUUUAUAAUCAGAUACUUGUGUCCUGUAAUUAUUUCCUUAGUAUGUUGUUUAAAUAUAAGGGGUAUUUUUUGUUAUGAAAUAGCAUGACCCGCUUUUACCGACGCCCCGUUAUUACGGACAUUUUCUAUGGCCUCCGGCUUCUGAGUGUCGGUAUUAACGGGGUUUGAAUAUUAUUAAUCCUUUGCACCACAAAUCAUUUUAAAACUUAAUACUGACAAGCAAGAAACAGCAUGAUUGACUACAUCAGGUCUGCCGAUAACUUAACUGUCCAGGAGAUACUUAAAUCUUCUAUUUUGUUUUUCUUCCAAAGCCCUCCCCCAGAUCCUAAAAUUGUACAAAUAGCGCCAGGGUUUCCAGUUCAAAACACUCCUCUUAAAGUCAGACUCUACAUUAACUUGGAUGCUGGUGUGAACUCGUCUUCUGGCAUGACAACACUAACCCUGAGCAAGGUGGAGACGUUUUUGGACGCUUUUGUACAAAACGCGAGUGCUACGCUGGGUGUACAAGUUUCAGGUAAAGAGACACGAUUGACUAUACAUAGUCUGAGAAUCACUUUUCCCAUUGCUGGUUUGCACGUGACGUCACGGCGGCCAUGUUGGGGGUCAAGAACAAAAGCAUUUCUCUCCUCUGGGAACUAAACUCUAUUUUCACGUAAAUUCUUCGAGGAAAUAUUCUUUUGUUUUGACCCCCAACAUGGCCGCCUUGUCACGUGGUUGCAAACCAAGAAUUAGUGACGUAAAUGACCCUGGCGACUUAAAAAAGAGAACUCCAUGUCCAACUCCCUCAUCAACAGGGGAGACGUGAGAGUUGUAAUGCCUCUGAUGACAAUGCUCAGUAAAAUUUGAUGCAUGCGAACCCUGUCUGUGGAACCAGUGUUACCAUGCGGGUUUUUUGAGGGGGAAAUUUCUUUCCUCCAUUCCCUCACCUCAAGUGAAGGCGAUAGUGGUUGUUUAAUUUGAAAAGUAGUGUAAGAUUUUGGCUUGCGUGCAGCCUUUCCAAAUAGAGCAAACUUACCAUAAAAUUAUAUAAUUUCAAAAGCCAAAACGUUGUUGAAAAAUGGGCAAUGUUGAAAAUUCUGUAUACUGCUUAUAGAGAUUAUCGGGCACCUCUUCAGGGACAAUUACCAUAGCUUUGCCAGCUACCCAUGCCAAGUUCGUGAUCUCGCUCGAUCCUUCCACUUAGUAAAUUACUUAUGAGUUGGAAAGGCAUCAUAUUGUUAGCAGGGUUUUGAACUAUGUGUAAUUCCCUUGAUAGUUGAUGGAGGAUUCACAGAAUGGAGUCAGUAUGGACAGUGCAGCUCCUCGUGUGGGUCUGGCGCCCAAGUUAGGAUUCGUACCUGUACUAAUCCCCCUCCGGUUAACAAUGGUUCAGACUGUCGAGGACCAAGGAACGAAACACAGAAUUGUACUUCAGGAUCAUGCCCAGGUAAAAUUUUCUUCUCAUAAGUCUAGUUCUGUGGGAAGCUGUAGAUAUGGAAAUUAAUUGAAUUACGAUGUCAAGUAUGUCAAUGACAUGUUAGUUUUAAAUACUUCGCAAUUUUGAGGAGCAGCAUUUGUAUUAACAGCUAUAAUUUCUGCAGUAUCUUUUAAAAUCAUUCAAACUUUUUGCAUAAACGAUAAGAUGCAAAAGACUUACCUAUGUCUUACCUUAAGCGAAACUGUCGAAGCCUGCCAAUCGGUCCCACUCCACCGUAAAUCCACACACGCAAUCGCCUGAUAAAGACCUGCAGUACCGACUACGCGGUCGAGACGUUGCGAUCAUUAACUACGUGACUAUAAGUAUAAUUAUGUCGCGAGACAAACGAUAGGCGACCCCUUUAAACACAUGCCACGAUGAAUAAUAAUUUUCAUGACGGUUUUCGUUUUUAUUGGAAUGCGGUCUGAAAUACGGCGUACUAAUUGGAAUGAUGUUUCUGCUGCUCGCCAAAUGUUUUGGUGUAAAUAUAACUGAAAGUGAAACAAGUGCUAUUUGUUAGCAACUGAACUGAAACCUGUAAUACCGAGGCACUUGACUUAAUCAUUUGAAAAACAGAGAUAUUUUUAAAAAAGAUGGAAGAUUAUAGAUCACCCUUGAAACAGAGUCAAAUUGUCAUGUCGGUUCCCUAAUACAAAGGGCAAGUAUGCCGAGGCUUCUGUAUUCAUAACUUCCGUCUUUCUUAGUUCCUUGAUUUGGUAAUACGUGCGAGAACUAGAAAAGUCAGUCGCUUCUUGAAAUAGCUAGGUCAGCAGUGUUAGGUAAUUAAGAUUAAUAUUUAAUUACUAUUCAUUCAUAGAAUCGACUGAAAUAUUGAAAUUACACGUAAAAAGUGGGAAGCUGGCCAGACCAUUAAACUAUGUAUGGGUGGCAUAAGAGUAAACUUUAAAAAAAUCAGGCCUACAGAGUUUAUCUCUAUAUGUACGAAAGUGUGGCGAUUAAUUAUGCUCGAUGAUCUUUUUUGUCUGUUAUGUGGCCCUUACCUUAUAAAUGCAAGAAUAGAGUAUUGUUUUCAAAAGCCAGUCUGCGAAACAUACGGCCAAAACUUGCUACUUUAAGCUCAAUAUUGGGAACGCAUGUUGCUAGGACAUAACAAGACGAUUUUCAUUUACAAAGAAAGGACUAUAGGGCUAUGAUGAAUUGUGUAUCGAUGAAAUGUCGAGAUAAAGAACAAACAUCGUUCAGGAAUAAAAAGGUUGCUACGAUUACUAAGUAAAACAAUAUUUACCCUCUUAAGUUUGUAAAAUCUGACACUGCUCUCCUGAAACAUUUUUUUGGUAGAACAACUGAAAUUUUAAAUUUAAGCUACUCAUUAGCGAUAGUAUCGUAAAAGAGAGCCUUAAAAAUGGCCGGGCGAAUAAAGAUUUUCAAUGGCUUUGCAUUGUUUCAGCUGUUUUGCUCGUACAUGCAGCUGAUAUUUGCCCAUCAUAAGUAACUGACACUGGAAAAACUGGACCUUUUACAGAGAUAAUAAAAUUAUAGACUUUUUAUAUGAGAUCAAAUCUUCUCCUCUUUCUCACAGGGAAAACAAAAUGUUUGUAAAAUCAUUUUUGCGGUAUGAGGGACCUUCUUUUGCCGUGCAUAGUGCGUUUAAUUGUUUACGACGCCACUUUGGAAUACACACCGUGAAUCCUGAAGAGCCCUAAAGUGUUUAUAAGAUCAGAAACUUAAAGCAACUAAGAAGAUAUUGAAACAAUCACAACUAACGUUCGUACAGGCCACGUGUUUCGGAUACUUACAGGGUAAAAAGGUUUACAUGGAAUCACGUUAGUUACACGAUAGUGAAACUUUUUUCCAAAAAGUACUUAUAUACAAUGCACGAUUUCGAUCGUCGUUUUAAACAAGCUUCAAUGUUUUCCCUUGUAAUGCAGACGAAAAGAGAGCAAACAACAAACACUUAGCAUUGUAACACCGCCUGUUCAUCCCUGCUACCAUAACAAAAUGGCUAACAAUGGGUGUUAACUAUUUACAUUUUCUAUUGACAUUUCUAAUAGAGUGUUUUCACUCACGUGGCUUGCAUCUAUGCAAAUUUAAAUGGAACAAAAGAAAGCGUUUGCAUAAGAAAAGACUACAACUCCCACGGGAGGAUUGGUUUGGGACACCAAUAUGGCCGCCGUUUCAUUGUUUUGGGACACCACGUGACACUGUAUAUGCCACUCAUAUAAUACCCUUGUGCUAUAGACUGCAGCUAAAUCGCUGAUGACACCAAUAAGUCGCCACAUGUAAAGUUAACCAAAACAGUCUUGGAUCCUGGAUUUCGCGCCUAGAAUUCCGGAUUCCAGAUACUUUAUUCCGGUCUUUGUUAGUGGAACUUGGAUUUUGGAUUGCAAGUUGAAGAGGGAUUUUCGGAUUCCUUAAGCUGUAUUCCGGAUUCCAAAGCCCAAGAUUCCGGAUUAAAAAUUUCCCGGAUUCUGUAUUCCUCAAGCAAAAGUCUCCCGGAUUCUGGAAUUCUGAAUCCCUUACAUGGAGCGAAAUAAGAGUUCUGGAAAACUGCCUACACGAUCUGAAGCUUCUCGAACGGAAUUGCACAAACUUUUGACUGCUCCAACAGGAAUGUUGGACUUAGCCUCCUCGCCCGCAAAGGCUUUAAUUAAACUUGGAGUCCAGUAUAGCAAGUUUUAGGGCCUGAUGUACAUGAUUCGGGUUUUUCUAAUUUGCCGCUUUGCCCGGAUCUCGGCUCCUUAGUUAAAUGCAACGAAAAUAUACUUUAUGAUUAGUACAUAACAAGCGAGCCAGCCCGGCUAUUGAAAAAGCGACUCAGCCCACCAGACGGGGCCAGCACGGAUCGUUAAUUUAACCAUUCCCUUGUAAUUGCAGAGAAAUUAGUAAGCAUCAUAUUGGGACAAAAUCGUCGCCUCGAGAAAGAACUAGCUUCGAUAAAGGGAAGCAAUUUCCAUAGUUCAAGAAAACACGACCCAAACAAAAAUAAACAAUUAUGUAAACUUUCAAAGAGCUACAUUCUGGAUAUUGCCUGAUCAUAAAAACGUGUUUUCCUGCACUCGAAAAUCUAAAAAAGAACUUCUCUAUAGUUUAUCUGCACAUAUUUGAAAGCUGAAUUUAAUGAUUUUUGGUCUAAAACCCGAACAAAAUCUUGUCAAUUGAGAACAGUCAGCUUACGUUGGACUGCAAACGUCUUGUGUGUUUUGCUCACUGAAAAUUACUAAGAUUGAUCUUUUGUUUUUGUUUCAACUCUAAUGAAUGCAUUCUCUAGUAGGGAUUACGUUUGAUCGAGUAGUUUUAUAUUUAAAGAUUUCACUGCUUAAGUACUGGCUGGUACAAUAUCAAAAAUUUUCUAAGUAGCAAUUUUUUGAUUUGAACACAAGGCAGUGCUACCCAAAUGAUAAUAUUUUAACCAGUAAGCUUAAUUUAAUAGGGCUAUUAGAAAAUUAGCAUCAUCCCCGGGCUCUUUUCUGACCUCCGUGAGAAAGUCAAUACCAGUGGUUUUGCAACAGAUCGAAAUUGGUGGGAAAUUUCGACCUAACUUAUUUACAUAAUAUAAACUGCGGUUGGAAAUGACGGCGCCUCUAGAUUUAUCAAUCCUUACUAUCUGUGCAAUAAUUAUUCCAUUAAAGGCGUUCUAUCAAUCAUCUUUGUUAUCUUUAUAAUCGAGGGACGUGCAAUGAUUUGUAGCCUAUGAGCGUCCUGUCAGUGCUCUUAUAGUAUACGUUUAAGUAGGCAGUUGCGACCAAAGAGAAAUCCCGAUGAACCAAUUAUUUUAAUCGACAUUUCAUUAUUUGAUGCUGUCUCUAACGAAUGCGUACCAAUAUUCUACAGCUCCUUAAUCACCUCAAUAUGCGCUACAACCUACAUGUAGCGAUGUGUCAAAGCCAUAUCGCACGAUUUAUAAGGAGACAUUUAGUCUCCACUAGCACGUAUCCAUAAUUUAGAGCAUGGAAGCCGUCCAACUAUCUAGCAAGCCUUGCUCCAAUUAUCAAACUAAUAAAUAUACAUUGUCAGUUUAACAGCAGUCAGGAGAGAAAAAAACAAAGGAAAAAGUACGAAGGAAAUGGUAAAAAUAUGUAAACAACAAGAUCAAAACUCAGUGCUACUGUGCUAAUAUAGCUACCUUUGAACAAAAUAAUUUGCCAUAAAAGAGUCAAUACUCUCGACUGCUAUAGUAACAAUCUUAAACAGUAUAUUAGUCCAACUUUUCUCUUCUCAUGAAUGGGGAAAAAGUGAUUCAUUACAAGCUCGAGAUGAAAUUAUACACCUGAAAUUCCGUGCUUACAGGACAUACUUCAGUUCCUGGUUCUCCUGGACUUACGAUUUUUGCUUGCUAGUUAUAACUAGUAACUGCAACAUGAAAUGAUAUUCUAUUUUUGAAAGCCAAGGACGCUUUUUUAGACUAUUCAACAUGUUGUUUUUAUCGCUGCUACUUCUAUCCUUGACGAGCAUGAAAUCUGCAGGUAAGUGAUAAUGUCAAUUUCCUUUGUGUUUGUGUGUCUUCAAUUGACUUUAGUGUUAAGACGGAAGGAAAGUCAACAAAAAAAAAAAAUUAGAUAUCAUUGUCAUAAAUUAGGCUUUUGUACAUUAUGCUUUUGUUUCUGUAAUUUUUGUUUUUCGGAGGUAUUAGGGUAACUCUUUUUAAAUUUAACUUUAAGUGUUUAUUUUCUCUUAAUUUUUUUAUUUCAGUUUUCUCCGAAAAAAAAAAAUAUUCCUUAAAAUUCCGGUUCAGUGCUCGAAUUUUGCUUCAUGCUUUGCCUCACGAUAACCCUCGACAAAAAGCUUGCAUAAUGUACAAAAGCCUCCAUAAAAUCUUUGGUUUUUGUCGUAUUGUUUCACUUAAUAACUGCUGCCUUUGAAGCGACAGCACAGAAAAAAAAAAUGAGAAACAUAAACUUCGUGGUGAGUGGUAGCCGAUCUAUCAAAAAUUUCAUACGGUUUGUCGAGUUUAAAUUCGUAAAAGUGAACCACUCUGUAUGGCAAGAAAGAAAUUCUACUUGCUUGUUAUUCUAAAUAAAUAGUUAACCAAGAAGAAUUGAAAAUAGAUGUGUUUUUCCUAUUUCUCUUAAGAGUCUGGCUAUACCUAUAAAAAAGUAAUUAAUUAUAUACCAAAAAGUGUUCAAUCUUCAGUAAACAACUCUUAAAAACACGCAUAAUAAUCACGUGCAUGUUUUUGAAAAGCAUAUCAAUGCAUACCUCAAAGUUCGAAUAUUGAAAAGAUUUUACAUAAUCAGCUCCCGCAUUUAACUGUUGAGUUCAUUGGAAAUAAAGUAGAAACAGGUAUAGUAGUGUGACAAUCUGCCGAGGCUUCGUUUAACUUAAUGCUGAUGAUUGAUAUGAUAUAUUAUAACAUAGCUAGAAAAUUCGCCUAAUCAAAUUCAAUAGCGCGAGCGUGCUUCAUAUUCCUAUUGAGCACGCUGAUGACGUCAAUAAACUAUUCGUAAUUCCUCGAGUUGUUGGGAGCUUAGCAAUCCUGAGUCUCCCGAGUGCAUCCAUAACUCAGCAAUAGACAAUGAAGCGUUUACCAUGUGUUUUAUAAGGAAAUUUAAGAGGAAAGGUUUGAAUUUGUUAACCGAUAGUAAGGAAAAGAGGUGAGUGUUGUUGUUGUUGUUGUCAUCUCGGCGAGCUGUGCGGGCUAUGGCGUGAGAUCAUUCUUUGCAAAGUUGUUUUCUCUCAAUAACAAUUUUUCGGUAAAUUAAAAGUUUUCCGGCACCUAAAUAUGGAUUUUGCAAUCAUUUUAGAGUACACUUUCUCUCAGUUUCAGGAUAAAAACAUAAGAUUAACUGUGAGGAAAAAAAAUAUAGUCACGUAAUCAUUAACGCGUACUGCUUUGAGCGCGCCCUACAAUAAUAAAAUUUUCAGUUAACUGCUGCAUUGAUCGCUUUGAUAAUGCUAUAAAACAAUUAGUUCAUGCUGCAGCUGUGCGUAUGUCGAGAUAUUGAGCACUUGGGAAGUUUGGAGAGCACUCAAAAGGCUAGAGUUGCACUCGGCUGCGCCUCGUGCAACUCUUACGCCUCUUUCGUGCUCUCCAAACUUCCCGCGUGCUCAAUAUCUCGACAUACGCACGCUGCCGCAUGAACUAAUUGUUAAUUUGUACCCAAUUAUAUUUUUAGACAAAGUUAAUCGUGCGGCGGGGAACAACCUUCCUCCGCGCGUCGUUUGCUAUAUUAAGCUGCGGUGGGAUGACAAUGUUUUGCCGCAUUUUAUCUAAGUUACUUAAGCGCCAACUAAAUACUACAUUUCUGGCCCACAAUUUGUAAUGUAGACAGGAUGUGAGUCAAACUGGCGAAAUAAAUAAAAUCUAAUAAACGACUUUUGUUAACGUAAGAGCUGUUUUCAAAAUCCAGAAAGUAAUGAAUUACUUCAGUAGCUUCAGAUAGCUUGAUUUAUGUAAUGAGACACGAUUUGCGGCUUCAUUUAAUAAUUUUUUUUCAAAUUAACUCAAUAUUCGUCAACUUUUAAUUUUGUUCCAAGAGACAUGAGCCUAGAACCUCCGCCAAGCUGUGGCACAUAACAUUAAUAAAUUCUAUUAAAAAGUCCCCAUUUUUAUAACUCAAGUACUGUUUUUCAAAACCACGAAGUGUGUUUUAUCUAGCUUGAAAACACGAUGUGUGGCGUUGCAAUAUCACGAACUGCGAGUUUAUUAAAUUGUUUUAGAGAACUUUGAAUUCAGUAUUUUUUGUUAACGAGGUAUACCUCAGUAGUUUCUUUUUUCUUUGGGUGAAAUGCAGGAUGAUUGGAGAGACUUUAUUUUGGCACUACGUGGCAAAAGCCCCCGAUUGAUUGAUUGUGCAGCACAUAAAAAUUGGUGAAAGUAGCAACAACAAUUUAUAUUCAUGACACGGAACUUAAGGUUGCUGCAAAACUAUGUACAGUGUUAAACACACAUUAAUUUUUAUGCAGGCAAAUUUUGCAAGCGCAGCUUAUGUAUUGUUCUUCAGUGCUAUGUAUUAUUCGCAAGGCCGGGCCAAAUUUUACUUUAAAAAAAUAUACGUUUUCAAAACUGAUUUAUAUUAGAAACUUACCACUCGAAAACAUAAAGCUCAACCCGUUUGUAAUGUUGUGUGUGUGUUUUACGUUGACAAACCAGAAGGCCAAGCUUCACUGACGUUUUUUGAACAAGAUUGUCUGGACACGCACAAUAGCUAUCGACAGCGGCAUGGAACAAGUGCCUUGCUCUGGGACGAGGCAAUUGCUUCUGGAGCACGAAAUUGGUCUCAGUUUCUUCUGCAGAAUCAAAGUCUGCUACACGACACAACCCACUCUUUCGGAGAAAAUCUUGGUUUUCUCGCCAUUAUUCCAGCCCAAAACAUCUGCAACAGUGCCGCUGAAACGUCCUGUGUCCGUUGCAGCCAGAUUGUAGAUCAAUGGUACAACGAAUCUUCUAAUUAUAAUUUUAAUGACGGGACGCCCAUCGAUCCUAGCUUGCCGUAUCUUCAUUUCACCCAAGUAGUAUGGCGAAGUUCGUCAAAGCUUGGCAUGGGGGUGGCUUCAGGAGGAAAUAGUCACUAUUUUGUGGCUCGUUAUGACCCAGGAGGAAAUGUGGGUGGCAGAUUUGUAAGAGAAGUUCCACGUGUGCAGCCAACAGGUUUGUAAACGGCAUAUUUUUGGUGCUUUGAAGAUAUAGACAUUGUUUGGCAUGGACGGAACUUUGAUUUGAUUUGGCAGUAAAAUUUCAUCAUAUUGCAUUGCAUAACAUGUUAAUCAAAUAUCAUCAAUGCUUUGAAACUCGGUUGAAAUGCAUGCAUCUAAGGAUACCUUACAAGAUUUUAAUUGUUUGCCCACGAAUAUAUAUAGCUGUUGUUCAUGUUUUGUUGUUGAUAAUUAUAACAACGAAAAUUGUAGUAGAUAAUGAACUUGUUAUUUCCACAAGUUUAAUGUCGAAAUGAUCUUUUCCUCUCUCUAUUUGAAUUCGCUUUUUUAAAUAGAGGAAAGAGUGUAGUAGACCUUAACGCUGUAGUAUUUUGAAUAAACGAAUGCAAACUGCAGAUUAUAUCCUAAUAAUGGAAAUUUUUCAGCUAACCCAUCCCGUAAGAGCAGCAUUGCAAUUGAAUUAGUUUAACUGAGCGCUUUCAAAUCUAAGAGAACCCGAACACGUACGUUGUCCGCCUCUAUGGCAUCUGAUCUAUGGUGGUGGUACUUAGUCAGUCAAAAGUGUUUAAUCCGAAAGUGUAUCGAAAGUAAGAAAAAAUAGAACAUUGCUUACUCCUGAAAGCUAAACUGAUGCGUAAGGAACGAAGUUAAAAAAUAGUGUUUAUGCAUGAAGAAUUUUGUCACAUUUGUUUUAUUUUCAUUUUGCGGAAACUACAACAGAUCCACCACCAACACCACCAGAUACAACAACCAGCCCACCGGACACCACAACAGGGCCUCCUGAAGUAACAACAAACACGCCCGAGAUCACAAAAUCACCCGUAGAUACUACAACCAGCCCACCGGACACUACAACAGGACCUCCGGAGACUACAACAGCACCCCCGGAUACUACAACUACCUUACCGGACACAACAACAGGUCCCCCGGUAACUACACCAAGCCCAUCAGAGACAACAACAAGCCCACCGGAAUUAACAACAGCUUCCCCCGAUACCUCAACAGUACCCCCAGAUAUUACGACAUCACCUCCAGGAGUCACAACUGGUCCUUGCAAUCGAACACGACGAAGACCAUUACCAGAGGAUGAAAGUAAUUCGAUUAGCAUGGAAAUUGUAGGCUUCAACAUUCCACAGGUUUGCUUUUCCUUUAAUUGUCACCACUUUUGCAGACUUUCUUACUCCGUGUUGACUUCCAAGCUCGACAAAGAAAUCGGCUGGUCGUAAUUUAAUUGUAACGAUCAAAUAACUGCUUACAAAAGCAAUCUGUCAACAUGGGGCAAAGUACCUCGUCGAACAGCACUAGAUUCUCGCGUUAACCAGAAACUUCGAUACUCCAUAGCACAGAUCAAUUUCCAUGCAUGAUACCACGAGCCUAGUAUACGAUACCCUAUUUAACCCCCACUUCACUGUGGGACAAACCUACCUACUGCUCUUACAUAUUAGGAAGUGCCUCCCGGCCUUUCUCAACCUCGUUCCCUGGUUCUCUCUCCUACCCAAGAGAACACUGGGAACGAGGUUGGGCCCUUCUGCCUUCAUAAAUGAAAUACGGAAUAGACAACACGCCCUGUUAAAAAGCAACAUUUACAAUUAUUACCGUGUAAUCGCAAAUGUCGUGUUUUCCCCUCUCUUUGCCUUUCCCUUCAAUGCCAAACUAACUUCACAGCGUUGUUCUUUGUAUUAUAUUUUUUAGUGGUGCCAAAACGAAGAUCAGUUUAAGAAAUCUUUUUCUGCAUUUGUAGAUGAUUACUGCCGUAGAAGAAGCGGAGCUUGCGGGGUUCCGUAAGUUUCAAGUAACUUAUAAUCGGCAUUGCAUUUUAUGUGUAAUGAACCAUUUUGUCCCGGGAGACUAAAAGUAGCUUUGUUUUACCUGUCUAGCCUCGCGCCCAAGUUUUUCACUGCGAAGUCGAGGGUGGUAAAACAAAGGUUUUUUCAAUCUCUCGGGACAAUAUGGCCGCCUUGUGAAUAAAGGCACAUAGACUGGAAGAGCGCCUUAAAAUUAGUUAACUUGCCAAGUUUGAAAGUGAUACGCUCCGCAAAGUUGGAAAUUUUGCAAACGUUUGUAUGGUGAAGGACAAGUCCCAACCAUACAAACGUCCUUAAAUUUUGGCCACUUUGAGUAGCUGUAUCUUUGUUAGUCUUCAACAAAUCACUUUCAAACUUGGCAAAUUUUACUAAUUUAAAGAAGCGCUUUCCAGUGGAGUCCAAUGAUUUUCCCUAACUUAUCCAUGUGAAAAGUUGAAGAAAAAUCCGCGGAAGGGUCUAUUACGCUUGAAUGUCGUGUAAUAUGUUCUUAUGGCACCUUCAGCCCCAUUUACACUAAAGAAAAAAGGACCCAAUAAAAAAAGAACCCAUAAAAAAAGUUGGUACGGACCAGAUAUUUUUGCCGUGUAAACCUUCCGUACCAUGCUUUCAUGAAAUGGAUCCGGACUUGCCUUUUUCUGGUUGACUAUGGCCCCAAAACCGAAAAAAACGAGUCUGGACCCCUUUUGCUGCCCGAAAGCGCCUUGUAAACGCAUCUUCAUUCAGUACCAUCUUCUUCAUGUGAGCCUGCCGUGCUUUUCGGUGGUUUCGUGCGUGCGUACUAUUGCACUUUUCAAUCAUGAGCCUAACCUGAUUGUUACCCGAGUAAACGAUUAAAAAAAAUUGGUCGCGGUUUUUCUGUAGUGUACAUGGGACUUCCACUGUCAGUAAAAUAAUUUCCUUUUUUAUCUAUUGAACAAAACAAAUUACUACACGAUAGCAAAGUACUUGUAUAUUUUUGUCAGACAAAACUCAUCAAAGAGUAAAACAUUGACCCAUGAUUGUGGUAAAUUAGGAAUAACAGCCAGGCCCUUGAAGUAAACCCGUAAAAAAAACUUAAAACCGCAAAAACACUGAAUAAUUCUUAUUUUAUGCCAAUAGCGCUAUAAAAACACUGAACCACUAAAGAAUUCAAAUUUUUAUGCUGACGUCAGUAUUAUAAAAAUACAAAAAAUUGCAUUGAACCUGUUCUUACUCUAUUAUUCAUUCUGUUAUUAUUGUUAUUACUUUUAGACAAGUUUUGAAUGCAUCUGAGGUUUUCUUACAACCUGGUUAUCCAAUGGCAAUGAGUCCCAUACGGAUAAAGGUUUAUGUUCGUCUGCCAGCUGCAGGCGAUACAUCUGUUUCACUAGAGAGGGGGCUCUUAACAAAUUUUUUGCAACCUCUUGUGCAAAAUAUAACAAAUACCUUUGGAGUGCAGAUUUCAGGUACGCAAGGUAACCAAGCCAGUGCCAGGUUGUCAGACAGUAGGGACGUCUCGAAAUUAAGACGCGCGUGAUCUGGGGAAGGGGGCGGUGCCCACCGCGGUCAAACUUCUAAGGUGUUUUUUGUUUAUUUGGCGGGAUUUCAUGUACCAGAAAGCGGAAGCAUGGCCAAAAACGUAACUAUCUUUUCAUUUUUGACUAUUGACUAAUUAAGUAUCUUUUCAUUUUCGUGAAGCGGAGGUGGCGCCUCUCUCCGCAGCCCCCUCGCGUUUCUCGCAUCAGUUUUCAUCAUCUCUGCACGUUAUGAGGGAGCUUAAGCAACGACAACGGCAACGAGAACGGCAAGUAAGCAAUAGGUUGAGUAAAACAACAACUCUGCACGUGCAGCACGCUUUUUUUGUACAUUUCUUUGCCUUCAUUGCACGACUACUUCGUGAGACUUCUUAGUUUUAUGUUUUAUGGAGGAUGUGAACACAAGACAAUUUUCUUUUUCUUUUUCUGACCUUAGAUAGAUUUAUAAUUAGAAUUAGAAUUAACUCUAGAAAACUUCCCAACAUUUGAAACAUGGCGAAUUCUCUUAAAGUGACGUUUUCGCUACCGUUGCCGUCGUGUCUUAGUGUGGAAUUCCAUUGUGGCGUAAAUUUUACGUACGUGUACGCGCACGCAAGUCGAUCGAGAUUCAACUUUUACGCUAACUAAUGCCACAUUUCAUUCAUUGCCUCUAUUUUAUUUGCGGAAGUAAUUUUUACACAUGUGGGCACAUAAAAAUUACGCGACAUUGUAAAUCCACCCUGAAGGCAAGAGCCCGCAACAGGCUAGUAUGCAGUAGACAGUGUUGAUAUCAGCAGAAAAAUAUCACAUCACAUGUUUUACAUAUGAAAUUUGCAUAGCGCAUUAAGUCAUACUUCCAUAUAUAAGGACGUUAAAAGUACAAACUUCUUCAUACACAUUAAAAUGGUGUCCGUGUUAUGAACCAAGUGGCACAUUUUGCGAAAACAUUGCCACAUGUAACAUUAAGUUUGGUAUCUUUAAACCUGUAAAACAGUCUAUGUAGAGAUAUUUAUCCAUAUUGAUGAGUGUCCGCAACUAACAGGUUCUACAAAUUCAGCGGAUCUCGUGUCCUCAUGUCCAAGGGCGACAAUUCGCUGCAUUCCUUGCAGCGUCUCAUGCGCCGAGUUUCAUGAGAGUGAUACAAAUUGAUCGCACAUUUCUGACAAAACAUUGUAACUUUUGUUAUAAACCACACCUGUCAGGGCUACAAAAAAUGAUGCAAAAAGUGUGAGUUCCGAACCAAAUUAAAUUUUAAUUGAAUAUUCCAUCCUCUCUUUACUUAACAGUUGAUGGCAACUUUACAGAGUGGGGAGUCUGGGGACAAUGUAGCUCCUCGUGUGGGCCUGGUACGCAAGUUAGAACCCGUACCUGUACCAGUCCCCCUCCAAUCAACAAUGGCUCAGACUGCAUGGGACCUAAGUUCCAAACACAGCCCUGCAAUGAUUUUCCUUGCCCAAGUAAUUACUUUUCAUUUAUCAAUUUUAAGCAUAUAAUUUGUGUUGGUUUGUGAAAUUUUGUGGUGGCGAAUCAAACGAAUAGGAUGACUACAUAAUCGAGUAGAAGGGGAAAUGAAAAGUUGAACGUUAACUAUGUAAACGUGGUUAAUAACAAAUGACUGACUCUGGGAUCACGGAGGCAUUUGAUGAGGUUUUAACUGCACGCGUAAGGUACUGGACAUACCGCGGAGAUCCUACGUUACUGUGGGUCAGUGGUUAAUUUGGUAUUGAUUUAGCAUUCCCUUUGUUUCUUAAUUACAAUUUUUCACAAAGAAAUUUCUGGCUGAACAUUGGGGCUUACCUCUAAACAUGCCUUUGCCUUCAACACACCAACUCAUACUCACUCUUUUCCUAGUAAUAGAUUUGAGUUACUUAUUGGGGCUGUUUAAGCUACAGUUGUAAAUGCUAAAAUCCAGUCAAUGUUUUGUUUAUAAGAAAAGUUCAAUAAACUGCCUUAGCUAGUCUGCCAUCACUCCUCACAAAAAUAAGAAAGAACUCAGUUAGAUAAUAUUAUUAAGAAACGGACGUCACGUUGCAUCUGUGUUCGAUCACUAAAACAGGAUGGCCCAAGUACAAACUUGGCGGAUUUGUGUUGCGUGCUCUCAGAAUUGAAACUUUCUCCUAGAUCACAACUAAAAGACAGAAAUCGGGUAAAAAUUAAACACUAUUGCCAAAUAAAAGUAUUUUGACGUAAGUUAUAAAACGAAGUGGUACAUUUAUUGACAUAUUUUCCUUUAAGCUGCCGUACCAACAACAAAUGCAUCCUCAAUAGGAGUACCAACCACAGGACCACCGACCACAGAUUCUCCAACAACAGGACCACCUGCUACAGGUCCUCCAACCACAGGACCACCAACAACAGGAAUACCAACCACCUCCCAACCUUGUGUUUUUCCAACUCGAAGACCUGUUUCACAAGAGGAAGUUAACGACGCGAUUUCUAUUAUCAUUCGUAAUAUAAAUUUGCAACAGGUGGGAAUCUUUUUAAUCCUUUAUUCGUGGUGAAUUAGAUGUACUCCUAAGAGAAAUAUCAGUUGGCAUUGAGGUUAAAGGAAAUGGAUUUUUCCUGUGGUGAACGAAUAUCCUGCUAAGCCAUAAAAAAUAAGGUUGCAAAAAGGAAAAUAGAUGGAGGUGUUCUCUCGUCUCUUCUGACCAUUUAGCUUCUCACUGUAGCUUAGGAGCAAGGAUGGGCUUUGUUGCGCGAGGCAGAUCACAUCUUUUUUUACAAAACGGAGCAUCGAUGGAGAGAGGGGAGUAAAUUCAGCGACCAUCGACGUCACGUUCAUCAGUUAAAUUCCUGUUGCGAGUUAACGACGUAAAAUAUGUUUUGUUUACCUGUUACCUAUUUUUAAAGCUUCCUCUGAGGCAAUUUUCCCUAGUUACUCGGAGUUCAAGUCUUUUGCUCACACAGUAAGAACUCCGUUCAAUAAACUAGGAUAAUUAGCUAAGAUUACCUGUACCUUCUUUGAAAUUAUUCAGCCUUUAGUCUUCUCCGUGAACAAUGGCCCGCUUUUUAAUAGCAGGCGAUUUCUGACGGAACUGUUGCUAUCUUAGAAAUUUUUGAGAUGUAUAUGUCAUUUUCCAAAUCUUUGAAAGACUGGAUCUUGAUCAGUACUGACUGUAAAAAUUGUCUUCCAAUUUCAGUGGUGUGUAAGAGAGGGCGCAUUUAAACAGGAACUUGUUCCCUUUGUCAUUGACGUUUGCAGCAGAAGUGCCUCACAGUGUGGGAACAUGUAAGUACACGAAGCAGGAAAUUAAAAACAAAUCAUUAUCAACAGAACAACUUGAUUUUAGUUUUCAUCAUUGUUUUCACAUGAAGAAUUAUAUAAGAAUUAUUAUUGAAUCAACUGUAAUCAUCACUAUAAUCAUUUUCAUGAAUAAAUAAAUGGUAUUAAUAAAAUAACUAUUUUUAAGAGGUGGCAUAUCCACAUAGGGGUUAUUUGUCUUCCAUUUUUGGUAAAAUUAGAAUUUAGAAAUAUUGAUUUUUGAGGAGAGAAGAAAACCGGAGUACCCGGGGAAAAACCUCUCAAGGCAAAGGAGAGAACCAACAACAAACUCAACCUGAAUAUGGCGUCGUCGCGGGGGCUUGAGCCCGGACCACAUUGGAAGAAGGGGAGAGGGUAGGCUCUCACCACUGCGACAUCCUUGCUCCAUCCUUGAGAGAGUAGAGUUGCAAAAUUAUAACAAAACUGACCAUAAUGCUCUACAUCAACGAUAUAAUCAACACGUCAACAAUAUUACAACUGAUAUUAUUUGCCGAUGAUACAAACGUUUUUGUGUCUCACAAGGAUAAAGACUGCCUGACUAAUAUACUGAACGCUGAGCUAAAUAAGUUGUCAUUAUGGUUUACAGCUAAUAGGCUUUCAUUAAACUUGAAAAAAAAAACAAAUUCAUUGUAUUUAAACCAUGCCAAAAGCGUACAAAUCAAACUAUUCAACUUUUAAUUAAUAGCCAAAAAAUUGAUCAAGAAAAAAGAAACAGUUUUCUUGGGAGUAAUCAUGGAUGAAAAUUUAAAUUGGAAAACUGAAAUCUCACAUGUCGCCAAUAAAGUUUCUAAAUGUACAGGAAUUAUUCGUAAAUCCAGUUUCUAUUUAUCUACGAAAACCUUACGAACACUAUAUUUUUCUCUAGUCUAUCCAUACGUUUUUUACUGCAACUUAGUUUGGGCCUCCACUUACAGAACUAACCUUAUUCGUCUUGAGAUUUUACAGAAACGGGUGAUCAGAACCAUAGCUAAAACCACUUUCGAUGCACAUACUGAUCCAAUCUUUCAAAAUCUUGGUAUCUUAAAAUUUCAAGAUAUAUACUUAAAACAACUAGGCUUAUUCAUGUACUCCUAUCAAAACCAUACUCUGCCUUUAAAAUUUCAUUUCAUUUAAAGUCAAAUUCAUUCGUAUAAUACAGGAAACUCGUGUAAAUUUCGUCCGCCUUUCUGUCGUACUCGAACCAAACAAUUUUCCGUUUUUUAUCAAGGACCUAAAUUUUACAACACCUUAAACACCAACGUCAUCAACGCUUCCUCACCUUUUUCCUUUAAAACAGCACUUAAGGCAUUUAUUUCUAAUAAUUAUUAGUAUACUCCAACAGAAAUCUUGCGAAAAAGCCUUUUAAUAUUUAACAUUAUUUGUAAACUUCCGUAGUAUUGAUUAGUUUAAUUUUCCACCUGAUAUUAUUUUGUAUCUGUCGCCGUAAGUUUUAUGCCAUCUUCGAAAAAUUGUAAUUGAGGAGGCCUAAUUAACAUAAGCUCUAUAGUUUCCUUUUGCCCUCCUCGCCAUUUCUUCCCACAUUUUUUUUUGGCAUUUCUUUGUAAUUAUUGUAAUCGUGUGGCAAAUAAACAAAUACAAAUACAAAUUCAAAUACAAAUAAAACUCGCGUGACAUCUUUUUUUUCGAAUAGCUAGCUUGCAAGUGAAUUGUGUGUGGUUGCGCUUAACACUUCCAUCAUAAAAACAGAUUUGGCCCUCUUCACCAGCCCUUUCUUCCAUUCUUGACUUGAGGGAAACAAACGUUAAGAAUGUCUUCGUCUGUUUAUUCAAGUAACACAGCAGAUUUAAGAAAGGUCCACUGAACACGUUUAUAUGGACAUUUACAUCUAUCCUUAAAAAAUAUUUGUUUCCAGAUCAGCCCUUCUUGCAGAUGAGGUUCUCAUAAACAUAGUUCCAGGUUUCCCAAUCCAGUUCAAUCCCGUAGAGGUCAGAUUCUACGUUCGACUCAAAACUGGCAUGAAUGCUUAUCAGACGCUCGAUAGAGAAAUUGUGACGGUAAUCUUGCAGUCCUCCUUACAAAACGCUAGUGAUACCCUUGGUAUACAAAUAACAGGUUUGUAAUUGUAAGUAGUAUGAUAGGCAUGGAAUUGUUCUUUUUUACAAUGAAACACCCGUUUUAGCUUGUUGAAAACUAGUUCGCAGUCAUGCAUUUCCUUUUUUGAGGGAAGAAAAACAGAGUUUGCGUUUGAAAUUAAAUUUUAAACAGAUUGCAAUGGUAACAAGAGAUACUAGAUACACGCUAAGUUUUUUCGGUUAUUUCUGAAGUUUAAAUACGUAGUCAAGGUUUCUAACGAUUACCUGAACGGUAAAUUUAGUCCUCGAAAAAGGUAUUUAUCACCCGAGAUAAUAACAACUUUACGUGACGAGAUUUAAUUGUAUGAUCGAUCUCCCUGAAAAAGACAAAUAUACACAGCUCCACAAAGUUUUUGGUUUGAUUGCACUUCUCUCCACGCCUCUCCCGUUUUUUUGUUUUUUAUAAAAGACUUCACCAUCUCCUAGUUUUGACUUUAUUUAUCACCUAUCCAUUGCUGUUAUUUUACCAGUUGCUGGAAACUUUUCCGAGUGGAGUGACUGGGGACCGUGCAGCUCCUCCUGUGGGACUGGUACCCAAAAUAGAACUCGUACCUGUACCAAUCCUCCUCCAAUAAACAAUGGUUCAGACUGCGAGGGAGUUCGGGUCGAAGAAAGACUAUGUAACGGAAGCUCAUGCCCAGGUAGAACCAGUUAUUCCGUUAAAUAUGAUUAACGCAUUGUCUGCGAUUAUCCUAAUUCAAAUCUGUUCACUAUAGCGAGAGUAAAAACUUUGCAAAACCUCACCAGAUUGUUCUUCAGAUGUUCUAAAAGUCAUUAAUUAUUCAUGAAUGCAAUCUGACAAAAGCCAAUAAUUUACGACAAUUUGGGUCAUGUGGAUGAAUCUUGAUUCCUAAUAAAACGCCAGAUAAAACACCACCAGGUUUUUAUCUGAGAUCAAACAGGUUUUUUAUCUGAGAUCAAACACUUGCAUUUCUUAUGAGUUAGAUAUUUGUUGCAAUACCAGAGAAGAAACAUGUCACUGCCUAAUUUCUUAAAGUUUCAGUCGAGAAGACAUGUCAAAAACUCGGUAUUUGGAACCCGUAAUGAAGCCCUCGCCAUCAUUCUUGACAUAUUUCUUGAAAAUUCAGAGCAGUGGAAAAUCCAUUUUCAACCUGACUUAUCACUCCAGACCUACAGUGUAAAGAGAACCAGAUAUCAGAGAUGUAGGCUAUCUGCGACGCAAGCUACAAUAAACAAACCCCUUUACUGAAACGAAGUCCUUUGUACAGCGAACGAUAUCCCUAUUUAGUAAAAUCCAACUAGUGGUAUAUUAUCAAAGCAGUGUUCUGAUUGGUUUAGCUAAUACAAGGCUAUAUGUCAUAGCCCACUAGUAGCGAAAGCGCGGGCCUUUUGGCGGCAAAAAACGAUUAAAGUCUAGCUUUAACUAGCUAGAAUUUUUUUAUUCUCGAUAUUUUUGACGAACUAGUUGGAUUUUGCUAAAACAAUUAUUCCUCUCGCCCUCAUGGCCUCUGAGUCAAUAGCCCAUUCGGGCUCGAGGAAUAAUUGUUAAAUAUUGCACUAACAGUAACAGAUAAAUCGAAAAGAACCUCCAUAUAAUGAAACUCCGUUAAAGCGAUCAUAUUUUGCCAGUCCCAUGGUCCCACGUUUCAGUGUAUAUCCAGGUUCCGUUGUAAAAGAUCAGUGCUUCAUAGUUCUUGAUUAUGUAUGUGAUUAUGCGAAGCGAAAAGUAAUCAGAACCGGGAAGCACACCGGCACCUAGAAUUUCUUUCUUCAAAAUCCUGAAAAAAAGUCAUUUUGGUCUAGGCGACAAACUUUCGAGAAAACGCAAACUGGAAUGAACUGAACUUCUAUCUUCUAGUAUUGGGACGAAUUCCUGUUUUGACCAAUUGGUUUGAGUCUCCUCACAGAAACUUCACCAGCAAAAGGUCAACUGCAACAUCUAUUAAACGUAUCUUGAUUUAUGAGUUAACUCGUUUCAGUGCGAUCAAAACCUCUUUGCUUACUUUUUUGUCUUUUUAUUCUCAUCAUUCCUUUCAUGAUCUGGUAGAUCGAAACUUUACGCUUUUUUACAGAGUGGGGUCAGUUGUCGCCAUGCAGUCAGUCAUGUCAAAAUGGUUCUCGGGUACGUCUUCGGAACCGCACAAAUCCCCCACCAGCAUUCGGUGGCAGAGACUGCGUGGGACCUGGGAAUACCACUACCACUACCACUACAAUUACCAUUACAGUUAGCAUUACCAUUACUACAACUACUGCUGCUACUACCACUACUACUACUACUACUACUACUACUACCACUACCACUACCACUACCACUACCACUGCCACUACUAUUACCACUGACAUUAACACUACCAGUACCACUACCACUACAACUACCAGUACCGCUACCAUUACCACUACCACUACCACUACCAUUACCACUACGACUACGACUACCACUAUCACUACCACUACAACUACCACUACCAUUACAACUACCACUACCAUUACAACUACCACUACCAUUACUACUACCACUACCAUUACUACUCCUACAACCACGACACCGACCACUACUACUACGACUACAACCACGACAACAACGACCACUACUCCUACAACCACGACACCGACUACUACUACUACUACUACUACUACUACUACUACUACUACUACUACUACUACUACUACUGCUACUACUACUACUACUACUACUACUACAUCUACAUUUGCUUUUGCUUCUUCCACUUGUAUAUUAUUAAUGAAACUCAGACGCAAAGCAUAAUUAUCAUAAAUAAUCUUUCAAUUUAUUUCAGUUGAUGGUAACUACACAGAGUGGACUCCAUGGGGGCAAUGCAGCGCAACAUGUGACAAUGGAACGCAAACUCGCUACCGGUCCUGUAUCAAUCCCGCACCAUUAAAUGGCGGCCGCGACUGCGAAGGACCAAGAAAUGAGACACAGCUAUGCAUUAUCGAAGCUUGUACCCGUAAGCUUGAUGACAAUACUUGUUUUAUACACGGACAGAGUAAUACAAUUUAUAAUUACAUCUGUCUCUAUAAGCACUUCCUACUCCUACAACAGUCACACCAUAAUCAACUAUGGUUUUACCAUGGAUGAUCAUGGUCACCCACCAUAGUUUAACAUGGUAAAGCAAUGAUAUAACCUUGGUUUGGCCAUGGUCAACCACGAACUUUAAAUGACGCAAAUUUGACUAUGGCGGACCACGGUCAGGGACAUGACGAACUAUGUAUGAUCAUGGUUCCAAUGCCAAUGUUUACCACGGUCAAUUGUGGUCUAAUAUUGAAAGGGAAGCUAAAGCAAACAACGAUAUACCAUGUUUAAGGUGGAAAAGAUAACAUUAUAUAACAUGGUCAGCCAUUUUCAAAGUAAAAGCUAGACACGGAAUAACGUAGACAACCAUGUAUGACCUUGGUCAAAGAAACAUGUUUAACCAUGGGUUACCAUGAUAGGAAAGGGUGAGAGGCACAAAGUUUGCGGUGAAUUUAAACACCAUAAAUACCUAGAUUUAUGGCCAUAUCAAGGCUCCAAGGGAUCGUCAGGAUAAAAUUACAGUUACAUACCAAUCAGAUCGAACUAAUUGACCUCACAUGUAGUGCUGUGGUUUGAUGCUAAAAUAUGCUUGAGGCGUGCACACAUAUUACACCUUAACCCUGCACGCAACUCUGAUUUAAUACAAAACUUCGUCCACACCUGUUUUAAAGGAGUAUUUCAGCGGCCCCAAAAUACAGAUGGGUGUGGCCCGCAUCAAUAAAUCACUAGGAUAAGAGAACGUGACCAGAGCGCAGACACCAUGGGUAUAUCUUGGUGCGCGGUUCUUUCCUCCCCGUCAACGGGAUACAAAAUGUAACAGUUUAAGGCAAUUCUAGUCAUCUUGCAUCGUUAUAAUCGUUACUACUAAUGAUUAUCUAUAAGUUCUCGGUAUAGUGUUCUCAGUGAUGUUAUUUCUUUAAGCGCUUAGAACAGCGAUGUAUAAGCGCUAUAUAAAUUCCAUUAUUUAUUUAAAAUUCCAUAAAUAAAUUCCAUUAUUUAUUUCUUUCUAUCUGUAGCUCGGCUGUAUCCUUAUGGCGUGCAAUUUAAUGAUGCCAGACUUCCCAACUCCCCGGCCUUGAGAAGUUUCUGUUUCAGGAUAAACAUCGAUGGCCAGGGAAUCCAUUUCGUCUUAAGAAGACACCGAAGAAUUUAUGUAAGUACUGCCAUUUUUUUAGUCGUUAUAGUAUUGUUAUCAAUUGCUAGUCAUGUGAAAUGAAAAACCUUUAUCCGUUUCUGAUUGGCUCAAAUCACCUGGCUAAUUCUUCAUAACCCGCUACCGUUGACCAAAUUUAGAAGAUAUUUGUAGAUAUCGGUACAAUUGACGUCAUUGUUUUGCCUCGUUCUUUAUUGUUAUGCUUUUUGACAGCAUUGUAAAGUGUAGACAACACAAUCCAAUGCCAUGCAUAAAUUUGACGGAGUAUUGGACAAUCCUUCAGCCCCUUACCAUUUUUAACAUCAAAGUUACCCCUUUCGUAUACCUUUUACUGACAAACAGUACCCCCUUCAUUUACCUAGUUUAGAACUUCCCAUCCCUUUACUGCUCCCAUCCCUUUUUUUCACUGCCCCUAAAUAAAAAUGCUCUCCUAGCUUUGGACCUCCGAGUGACAGAUUUCCCACCCUUUCAUAUACCUGAUGCCUGAAAAAAGUUACCCUUUUUGCCUGAAAAAAAGUUACCCUUUUUGGGCCGAGCCUCCCCGUACGGGCAGUACCUUCCCUCCUCCUAGAUAAUGGUCGCAGCGUUGAUUUCAGCCCGGGCGACAGCGUUGAAACCAGCUUCCUAAAGCACCCGACGACGCUGCCUCCAGUGUCAAAAGCUUAACUGUUGUAUAUACCUAUACCGUGGACAAACUGCAUCCUGAGAAUAAAAAUUCAUCAGACCAUUUGAAUUUUGAAUUUAUUUUUUUAAGUAUUGCUUUUUUAACUUCAUGACUACCAUUUCGUUUUUAAGGUAUGUCGAAAUGGUAUGUUAAAAUUUAUUAGUUCAAGGGUCAUUCAGUGGCCUGAACGUUUUCCUGGUCGAAGAAACGAAGAUGGAAUUCAAAGAUUCCGAAGCUCUUUCAUCUUGGCACCGUACUGGACUGUCAUUAGUCACGCAGCUUUCGGAAAUCAACCAGGAUCCUCUAAGGUCUUUUAUCAAGUGUACAACAAGUACUCCAUGAAUUCCAACAAUGACAGGGAAGUCUUCAAAAGAGCAAAUAGAGAUGUGCAGCGGUAUCAAGCAAAUCCCAAAAUUCCUCUAUUUGAAGCGAGCUGGAUACUGGUGGUGACCUGGGUCAAUAUUUACCCUAGUUUAUUUCCUUUCGCACAAACGGUAAGCUUUUUUUAAGCAACCUGUGGACUUCAGGAUUGUUCAAGCUUAGACCAAAUUUUAUUUUAGUUUUUUCUUCGUUAUAUGUCACGGUUAGCCAAAGAGCUACCCUACAACAGAUCGCCAUCAAAGUUAUUUAUUUUUUCUACAUACUUGAAGCUAGAUUGGUCGGAGUCCCACUUUCUAGAUAUCCGUUUGUAACUAGUUUAUAAAUGAAUGUUAAACGGAAAAACCGUCAGGGAUGCGUGACACUUGUACUUCAGUAGACAUUAUAUACAUCCUUCGCGCACUAUUACACGUUUACAUGCUCCGAUCAUUUUUAUGAUGUCUAUGAUAUUGCCUAGUACUGUACAACGGUUUUUCUCACACUGAAGAGGGGUCAUAAACCGGAAACGUUUGUGUUUUUUGAAAACAUUUGACACUUUUUGAUAUUUCUAAGACUCAGGGAACUGAGUUGACACAAAUAGUCUUGUCCCAAUCCCUCACGUCUAAUUUCUUUCUUGGCCGCCAUUUGAACAGCAGGAGAUGAUUGAAAAUUAAAUUGACAAUAGAAGAUCUUGUAAGUGGAUACGCUCUGGAUACGGAUAAGAUUUUGGUAACUGUAACUGGUCGCUUACAAGAAUGUAAGAAUGCAGAGUUUGUAUAGGAGUUGAGAAAAACGGGAUUUUCUGAGGGUGGCCGUAAUAAGAGCUGUCCGCUUACGAGAGUGUCGAUUAGGAGAGCUUGCACUGUACUUACUUUCAACGCUAGAACUACAUGACUGAUUUGACGCAUGCGCUACACUCACUCUCAUGCCACUCCUUCACGACGUUGACUGAUUACGAAAUGGGAUUUCGAGAAUUACCACCGGCAGUCUCGUUUGAACAUUGUUGUAAAUCAGCAUGACUGACGUGACGGUAGUCUAAGUGCCUGUUCUUUCCAUCGGUGGGCCAUUUUAGCAAUUACGCUGUUGAUAGCUGAUUUUGAGUUCGUGUCUCGUUUACUGUAACCGUUUACGGCAUUAGAUAUUAACUUUAUGAAAUGUUAUUUCUUAGGCAAACACAUUUCAGGCUGUUCUUAUAUCAGAUGGUUAUCAUACUUUCACGUUGUUCAAUUAUCCUGAAAACGGAAUCAAAUGGUCAACGCCUACACCAGGGUAAGGCAACGUUUUCUUGCUGUCAAUUUUUUUUUUAUUUAGACAAACGUUUUUUCUAUUUAACUCAGGAACCCUAAGCAGAAGGUCAUGAGCUAGACCUGGGCCUGAGUCAUGAGGGAUAACUACGCGCGCCGUUACGAUUUUAGGGGACGGUUAAAGGGGCUAUGUCACAAGGAUAUUGCUGUUUUAGGCCCAUUCUGAGCUUAAGUGAUUAAUUUGUACCUUUACUAAUACACAAGGAGUUAUGAAAAGGAUAUCAAACAAGUUUCAUCAUGGAACACUAACUAAAAUAAUUUUGGGCGAUUUUUGCUGGCUUAGCAUUAAAAUUUGAAAAGGUUCCAUUGGCCCAACGUUAUCAAAUUUCACUCCAUUUCCAUCUUUGUCUAGUUUGCAAGUUUUGCAAAAUAAGGCCGCUAAAGUUAUUUUAAAUAGACCAUUGUACUCAUCCUCCUCUGAGGCAUUAGCCGUUCUCAAGUGGCUCCCUCUAGAGAAAAGGCGAUUUCAAAGAAGGUGUAUACACGUAUACAAAUGCAUCAAUGACCUAAUUAAUCACGAUAUGGACUUGAUUAGACAAGACGUACUUCAUAGGCAUAAUACACGUAACAAAGGCAAUUUUAGAUUACCACGUGUCAAAAGAAAUUGGGGGAAGCAAAGAACACAAUAUCAUGCCGUUUCCGAUUUUAACUCCCUCAGUCAGACGAUCAAAGACUCAAGGAAUGUAAAUAGUUUUAAACGUAAUGUUUUUAAGUUUUUGAUAUAGCUACUUACGUUUAAUUUUUACUUAUACUUAUUUUUAAUUUUUUAUGCAUUUUUUGUAUCUCUUUAAUCCCUUUCCAAUUUUAUAGCUUUUUUUGUUUUUAUAAUAUAUAUCUAGUUUUGAGGUCCUUUUUGAAAACCAUAUCUUUUAUGAAAAAGUUUCCUCAAUAAAGAUGAUUAUUAUCUUUGCUAUCUGUUGCAACAGACGACAGAAAACGGUUUCCACAAAAAUAACAAAACUGGACCAUUAUUUUGGAAUUCAGUUGAUUCAAGGAAGAGUUUUAGCUUUCUAAAAAUAUGGCAAUUUAUAGCCUGACAUAGCUUGUUUAGAACACUCUCAUUUCUGGAAAGAGUGAAACAGAGCCAGAAUGCAGAGAGAAACAUUUUACACCACUAAUUGAUCUGCAUGGCAAAGAGUUCCAGUACAAUCUGCUACAAUGCUUACUGGUAUUUGACUUAUUUUUCUUCAGGCUAUUCCGUCCAGUCUGGCAAAAUGCAGCUGGACUUCCCGUUGCCGGAUAUAAUGCAGGUGUCGGAUUUAAUAGUCCAUCCCUGCGUUACGUCAAUUUACCCAGGUAAUUUUUGUUAUUCCUUUAUAUGUCAUGCUAUUACUACAGCUGAAUCCAAUGAAACUGAAUAAAUUGUUUUCCCACGAAAUCUCCAGAUGAUGAUGAUGGUAAUGAUAAUAAUUACAAUGAUAAUAAUAACAAUAUUUUUAAUUUAAUUAUUCAUACGAAAUAUUUCCAACGUAAUAUAAAAACACUCGUAUCUCUCGUAUCUCGAUCUAGGCAAAAUAAAUGAAAUUAAUCCUCGGAUCAUUUCCUUCAUCUGAGUUACCAAGCCUACUGCUUUGGCUUUUUCCGUCGAUUAUGAGUACUAUAUUGGCCACUUUCUGGCUGCCCUACGCCUCUUUUUCAAAGCGAGGCUAAGUGGGAAGCUAUUGAUAUAAAAAUAAUUUUUAAUUAUCAUGCAAAUAAAACUCGUUUUCACUUGCGAGAGAGGGAGUUUGUGUAACUCGGAAGUGGAAUAUUGUAUUGAUAUCGACAAACGUCUUUCAAAUUUGAUCAACGCAAGCGCAAGCUGGUUAUGAAGAAUUAGCGAAAGGAUUUAAGCCAAUCAGAAACAGAAAAAGAUUUGAACAAUAAUAAUAAUAAUAAUGACAAUGAUAAUGAUAAUUCUAAUGAUAAUAAUAAUAAUAAAGAUGAUACUACUACUGAUGAUAAUAGAUAAAAAUUACCAAAGCUCGAUGUCGUACAAUAACUUCCACUAUCUUUGAAAUAUCGCAUGCAAUUUAGGAUUGUGGAUAAAUUCCUUCGGUUAAUGCAUUACAAUGAAAGCUCCUCGUUUGUUAGUUCUACCGAAUAGCGUCCGUUUCUCUGUAUUUUACCCAAUGAAAUUUGUCUUUUAAAAUUUAUUAAAAUUUAUUGAAAGGUAGAUGGACGGUGCACAACGUUGUUUAAGUGCUCAGAAGUAUUCACUUAGAAACUUCCACACUUUUUGGAUUUUAUUUAUAAAUUCAGAAGUUAGAACUACAUUGUGUAACAUAAUAAACUGUACCACAUACCUGGCAUUUCCUUCAAUAAAAUCUUUUCUCUGGUGCUUUAACACUUUGCCCUUUUCCAUGGCGAAACUGUUUUAAGGGCAAGUGUUAAUAACACUUCUGUGAUCUACAUGAGCUGUGAUUUUUCGCCCGCAACAGGUCGGGAACUGUUGAUGUGGACACAUUAGAUGCCCUUCCUGGAACAGCAACAAAUCGUCUUGGAAGGUGGUUUUACAGGCUUGAUGAAAACUCGCCUUUUCAGGACUUGUCAAGCAGAACAUGCGCCGAAUGGAUAAGGCAGCAGUUCAACGUCCAAAGACCGUUGACCUUACCUGCUUGCCCCUGUCAGUUCAACCAGGCUACCUUGGAUAAACGUUUCUUCGUAGAUUACAACGGAACUCUCGCUACAAGAAAUAAUGGAACUAUAUGCGCAUACUCCAUACCUGCUGUAACAAGCCGAUGGUCGCAGCAGUGUUGUUACACGGACAUUUCAGGGGGUGGAAAAGUACUCUCGCUGGGACCACCAGAAGGGGGUAGCCCGUUGUUAAUCCCCUUCACUGGGGCCCCUGGUUUAUCUGAUUUCGAGGGCCGUGAUGCAUGUUGCAAUACAUCGAGUCUUUGUUCUUUCUACCAUCAGCUACGUCCAUCUCGAAACUGCUUAGAUUACACAUUAAGACGCAGAGGUGAAUGAUUUAGUUUUGGUCUAACAUAAAUUAAAAUUUAAGCUUAGAAUUGAAUCCACUUCCAUCGUAUUACCCAUUCAAAUCAUAAGACCUCUUAAUUCGUUCUUAAAGCUACUUAAAGCUACACGAACAGUAAAGAAGUCGAUUCUUAGUUGAGUUUAAAAGUGGGAAUAGAAAUCAGAAUCUCCCGCAAAGGACCCCUAACUCCUUGCUCCUGUGUUAAUCCUUUUUGUUUUUGUUUAGGUUCUAUAUGGGGAGAUCCACAUUUCACAACACUUGAUAACACUACAUACACCUUUAACGGCCUUGGGGAAUACACAAUGACUGUUAUUGACAACGGCGUGUUUGAGAUGCAGGCGCGCACAAGAAGGACCACGGGUAGAGGCCUGGGAACGGUGUUUUCAGCAGCGGCUGCGAAAGAAGAAAACACUGCUAUUGUGGAAGGACGAAUAGACAAUAAGGGUAAUUUCAAUUAGUAGUAGCUAGAAGAUGAAAGACAAAAUACUCACCUAAAGCUACAAACGAAUUGAGACCAUUCUUAACUCUAACCAACGUUUCUCUAAACCAGCUUUUCAGUUAAUAAAUGUUUUGAAACGGUGCAACAAAAUUUUGAGACAAUUUACAGAGGCCGAUUAGCUGAAUCUAUACUGACAAUUCUUUCAGGAAAGAGUUUAAACCAGUUGUGUGUUGAUAAAAUUUAUGAAUCAUACACGAUAGGUUCAAAGCAUCCCUUGGGAUUUCCUCAUUGUUUUAGAGCCUCUAGAGAGAAGCCAAGGAGGGCGAACAUUUCUGUUUCUUAAAACAAAACCCUUAGAACGUUUUGUACUUAUUAUGACAUUCAUUUCGUUAGUCGUAUUAAAGAAGUUGCCGAUCACAAUCUAUUUUACGCAGACUGUCAUCUCGUUUAAGGAACUGUAUUUCCCUUAUCAGUUUCCAAAACAGCUUUGGUGUCAAUAUUCUGAUUUUAAUUUACUUCUUAUUUUUACAAAGGUGGUCUUGAAGUGCUCGUAGCGGGAAGACAGUAUGACAUCUCCUCUAUUGCGCAAUUUGGCGCACACCUUCCAGAAGCAAACAUCACGCUGAUUAGAGAUUCUGACGGCUCAGUCACUGCCCUCUUCCCAUCCGGGAUCUCUUUCAUUUUCGCUAACGUCGAGAGAGCCCUGUCCAUUUCAAUUGAUGCCCCAGUUGAGUUUAAAAACCGCACCAGGGGUCUUUUGGGAACAUGGAAUGACAAUCCUUCCGAUGAUUUUGUUACCCCGGAUGGGAAAAUGCUCCCAGCUGAGGCUUCUCCUCAGGAGAUACAUUAUAAAUUUGGCUUGAAAUGUAAGUAAUAGAAACUUAAAAGUUUAUUAAACGAAUUCCAAUAAGGACUUAAGCAAUAAUGUUGAAACGAGCAAUCCGAAAUCAGGAUUUUGCUCAUUUCUUUUCUAUUUCUUUUUACGAUGCAUUAUCGUUCGUUACUGAAAAAUGUUGAACGAAAGUCAUAGCAGAACUUUUUUUACAUGUACUUUAUACGCAAUAAGUUUCUAAUGAGUGAACGUUUUUCAACAGUCAAACUGUAGAGGUAAAUUUUUAAGCAAUGUCAAAGUAAUAUAUAAAUUGGAUACUCUACUGAGGAAUUUUUUAAGGUACAGCCACAGAAGAGACGUCUCACGCAGCCUGGUACCAUUUUCUCCCAACUCUAUGCCGAGCGGUUUUCAGUCAGUUUUCAGACAGUAAUUCUUUUCUUCCUCCCAUUUCCAGGGCAAAUUGACGCUUCAAAGUCACUGUUCACUUACGGCGCAAAUGAAAGCUCGGCAGCCUUCAUAGACCUGAGCUAUGUACCAAUGUUCAUAGAUAACAUCACCUGGACAAACGACUCGUUCCGGCUUCAAGCGGAAAGGGUCUGUGGGAACAACACCAAUUGUCUGUUUGAUGCUGCCGUGACCAUAGAUACUUCGUAUGGGUGGACGACAAGAAGACAAGAGGAAAUUAAUAACCAAGUAAACAGAGAGCUAGGUACAGGGAUGCAAUCUGUAACAACGGUAUAAGACUAUCGUUUGAAAUAAAACGAUAAGUUGUGAGAAUAGGGUCUCAAGAAAAAAAACCUGUAAAUAGCUUGGAAUAAGUGACGCACCAGCCACAUUUCAAGGACUCGCGAUUCCUUUCGGAAAAUAAAAUCAAACGUAUUCUGGAAACAAAACCAUAAAAGGACAUAAAAAAGUACAAAACGAUUAGAGUUAUCAAAUAGAGUUGUCUGUUCCAAGGCAUACUCUGGCAACUGUUUUUGUUAGAACCCUGUCAUUUAGGUAUGAAACACCACGUUGCAUGUACGCUUCCAUACAUCUCAUGAAAUAUUUCUGUUCUCUUAAACACAUAUUCUUGAGAAUUAGAUCUUACCUUCUUGUCCUCUUCGCAGCAUCUUUCCCCCCAAGAAUUCACGGACCAAACGUCAUCAACGCUACCAUCAAUCAAACGAUUGAAUUGAACAUCACAGCUGAACAUAACUCAAGUGAUUACUUCGUGUUUACAGUAUGGAAUUUUCCAAACGUUGAAAUUGUUGCUAAUACAUCACAGUACCUGGUUAUUCGUUGGCAGCCCAAAUCUACCCAGACGGUAAGUCAUCAUAUUGCUAGCAGUAUAGAAACUGUGUAAUAUCUGAGUUAACUUCUACCUUUACUCCCAAGGCUUUUCACUAUGUUCGUUGAUUCUCUUUUCUCCACUAUUUAAAUCUUAAAUUGUUGGGAAUAUUCUACUUUGGCCAUUUAUAGAGCGAGAAGGCUAAAGAGCUAUCCAAAAUGCCUGAUAUUGCUCGUCAACACUAUAAUUAUAAUUCCUACCGAUAACUCAUCUAGUUUCGCCUCUAUUACUUCGAAUUAGGUGGAACCCGUGUUUGACGUGACUGGCAGCGAUGGGUCUUCGUCAGAGCUCCGCCCAAUGAUUGUGUUGUGCCCCUGUGAACAUCCAUCCAGAUGUAUCGAGGACGAGGUCGUUCAGAUUCAACGAGAAAGUGGUGCUAGAUUUAUCAUCUUGUCAUGCGGAUGUCCCUCGGGAUUUACGGGACAGUUUUGUGAAAGUAAAAUUGACGCAUGCGUGGAGAACAACCAGCCUUGUUUUCCCGGUGUCAAGUGUUAUGAUCUUAAAUCUUCAGGGGGUAAGACGGGAUAUAGGUGCGACCCGUGUCCCGCGGGAUACCGUGGGGAUGGAGCGAUAUGUGAAGGUACGAAACAACAUUUGAAAAGGUUGUCAUGGAGGGAUCAACUAAUGAAAACAAGAAUAAACGAUUAAAUGAAUGUUGUAUUGUUUUCGACAGAUAUCGACGAGUGUGCUUCAAACGUGUCCAAAUGUGGCCAACUAUGUAUAAACUCUCCGGGAUCCUAUUUGUGUGACUGUAACUAUGGUUACCAACUCGACAUUGAUCGCACCAGCUGUAAAGGUAAAAACAACCAAAAAUCACUCCAUUUUUUACUCAAUUUAUCUGCAGUAUUCUAUCUUGUGCAAUCCGUCACAUUCUAAAGUAAUCUUUGUAAGUAACAUUAGUUUGCGCCAAAACCAGUAGCACGUGGCAUUACUUAGCAGAAAUUUGUUAAAUUUGUUAAGGGUCUUACUUCCACCAACCUCUCUAACUAAAGAAGAUAAAUUUUAAAUCAAUGAUAAAAGCGAACCACAACUUAUUAAUUCGUUACAGGUUAAUGCUUCCAACAACAAUCAGGCUAUCAUGUGAUUUACAUACCAAUGGUCCUAACUUUAAAGAGAAAAUACGACCACGAUUUUCAAAAAACUAAUUAGUUAAUGUUGAUGUAGCUCUCAGCUAAAAUGUUUCGUGAAACAAACGUUUGCCAAAUUGCUGUAAUAAUUACUAAUAACUUGUGUUGAAUAAUUUGUUUUUCAGAUAUUAAUGAGUGCGUGGAUUUCAAUAAUUGCAUGCAUAACUGUUCAAACUUCCCUGGUGGUCGAAACUGUACAUGUUUCGAAGGAUUCCAAGUAGACCCUAAUGACAACACCGUUUGCAUACGUAAGUAAAAGACCCCCUUCCAAAAAGGGUUAGAUACCCCAGUGCACCUCGAAUACUCUUCUGGGAAAGCUAAUCCCUUAUUACAAGUUGUAUUAAGUUCGCUUAUUCCUUUAUUUUUUCUUCAGCAAUUUUGAGCUGCAACGCUACAGCGACAGGCUGCCAGCAGGUUUGUGCCAUGGUUCAUGGGCUGCCAAAAUGUUCUUGUCACAAAGGAUACGACCUCGACAAUGAUGGAAAAACUUGCCAAGGUAGGAAAAACAUAAUUAGAGAGCCUAAUUUCACUAGGAGCUGUUUUUAAUAUGUAUAGUAUGUGAUACAUUCUUAGCAUACGACGGUUAAGAUGGUCAUGUACUUAAAUAGCCUCAAAAUGCUACAACACAAACUGAGUGUAUGUGAAAUAUACUUCCUCUUUCAUUCCUACUUCCUUCAUCUCAGCACGAGAAGAAAUGUUAUAAUGGAUAUCCAAAGAGUUAAAAAUGAAUUGAUACAGCAAAUAUGCUCUAUGCCUGCGUGGCGCUUUAAACAGUUUGAGUUUUAUGUCAUUUUUGAAGAAAUCCAAUGCAAAACUUAAUGUGUUUAACUUCCUCGUGACUGGUAUCGGGUAUCACAAAGCCAAAACCCCAAUCUUUUAAUGCGUUUAAAAAAGACAAAAACCACCGUGUUAGGACAAAAUUUCCUAAAUUACUGAAUUGUUCCAUGCUGGGUUGCACCUCUUGAUAUGGACAGUCUUUUCUUUUUUCGAUGGUGAGCAAUUUUUCUUUUAUGUACAGAUAUCAAUGAAUGCACAACACAUAAACACAAGUGCUCUCAACUAUGCCACAACAGCGACGGAAGUUACAAGUGCUCCUGUCGCCCUGGCUUCACUUUAUCCUCAGAUGGCGUUACAUGCAAUGGUAAUGAAAACCGUUAUAGAGUUAAUGGAAAGAACUGUCAGUACGUAACACGCCUGUUUUUAUUUUCUCAGUUCACCUUCUUGUCGUAAGAGAAAUGCUGUCAAGAGUCUUCGUUUGGGGUGCGGGAGGGGGUACUCAACAGUACAUAAGUGCAUAAGUGGGGACAGGGGGUCCAAGCUUUCGGCCCCUGUGUCUUCCGGACCCCUACCCCCUGUCGUUCCAUACUAAUGUUCAGUUUAUGACUUGUGCUCUUUUAGUAGGUUUUAACACCGUUUUCUGUUUGUUUCAGAUAUUGAUGAAUGUGGUUUGAUCGAUGAGCUAUACUGUGCAGGACCAUUAGAUGUCUGUUUUAACACCAUUGGAUCUUUUCGCUGUGAUUGUCAACAAGGCUUUCAGCGUGUUAAUAAUACAUGCAAAGGUAAUACGUAAGUCAUUCUUAGAACUGCUAACUUGAAUCAUUAUUAUAAUAUCAACAAAUAUUUAAUUUUUUGGAAAAGAAAUUUCUACAGACAGCAUCAUGAAGCUGCUGACACUGAUGAUAAUUACUUGUAAACACCCUCCAAUUUUUAAAAUGCACUGCCUAGUUGCUUGUUUUGGUUAAAUGGUAUUCAGAAGUCAAUUCAGGGAAACGCUUUGAAUUGGUUUACAAAAAGAAGGCUGGAGACGAAAAUAACUCUUAAACUUGUUCCAUACUGACCAAACUGACUGAUCGGGUAGAAACAUUGCCUAUUUUCAUUACUCGCUCGUAAUCUAAACGGUCGUUUGCAAUACAAGCCCCAGAAAGACGAUGGAUUAUAUAUUAUGUCUGAAUUACUGUUAAUACAAUUACAUUUUUGCAAAUAAGUUUAGAUCUCGAGGCUUAUUUUUCCUUAGAGUACUUCCCGGAAACAAAAGCACGGUUUCAAACAAGUGCGCCAACGUUCCGUUCCGUCAAAACAGACCUGAUUCCUAAAGACGGCAUCAAUAAUGCAGUUACCAUGACCUUAAAGGAUACCAGCUUAAAAGAGGUAGAUUUUAAUCUUUUCUCUCAUGAAGUACUGCAAGAUCCUGUAUAAAAUUGCUAUAAUUUAGUGUAGUUGGUUUAAGAACUGGCCAUAAAAUUUCGCACGUUAAAAACCUCAUUCACCUUAUGAGAUAAACACUUACUAUGCUUAUCUUCCAUGGACAAUGAAUGUGGCAAGAAAAAAAACGUACAUACAGGUAAUUCCGUUACUGCUCAAAAGCGUUUAGUGGAAUUCAUCUUGGCACGUCUUUUGUUCAUGGAAUGAAACAAUCUGGUGUCAUCUACAUUUCAAUCUCUGUUUCUGCCACAAAAAGGAGCUUGACUCAGCCCCUUAGAUACUACUGUCACACAAGAACUGAGGGGAACAUACACUUCUCCUCAUUGACAUAAAUUAAACUUACAAGACGAUGCCUGGGCAGAUGGAUGUUUCUUUUGGUUUUUCUGCUUUGCUUUAUAUAGCAUUUUGCAGGGAUUAAAAAUUUAAUUAGAUAGCCUUUGAUAAGUUAUAGUAGAUGCCAUUAAUGCUAUUAUUUUAAGAAAUUACACUGCAUGGAAAUUGUGAUGUGAUAGAAUUGUGCCGAAAUUGGAGCAUCUUUGAGUUUGGCGACAAUCCGGGUUUACGCAAAGAGCUUUCAAGCUAAAUGAAAAUUUAGGAAAGACGCCCAAGGGGUGGCACCCAGGUAUCCUCUACAUCCUUUGUUCGUUCGAGAAUAAGAAGGUACUAUCAAAGUUGAAACCCGGAAGAUAAAAAGAAAAAAAGGGCUAGCCUACGAACUCACAUGCUCUUAUCCUUUUAAGUGGCGUAGAGGACUAUCCAUGUCAUUUAAGGACGCUGUCACCAGAGUAGCUGUGGCGUAUUGCGAACAGGGAAAGAACGCUGAGUGCUAUAAUACUGCAGUUGUCAAAAGGUGAGGUAGAAACGUUUUUAUGUUAUCUAGAAAAAUUAGAAAAAUUAAAAAUUCCCGAAAAAAGCCGCUAUAGGAUCGCGUUGUGGAAUGUCAGUGGGAUAAUUCAUGCCGGUGGAGUUGUUUACUGACCUUGAACGGUCAAUUUUGGGUAUCCGUGGAUAUGUAUCACCAUGCAUUAACAGGAGCGGUAUAUUAUGUAAUAAUGUUUGUGACAUCUUCUAUUCACAGGCUAGCUUAUACAGCAAGGCUAUUUCGUCUUCAUUAUUUUCUGCAGGUCUGUAAGUGGUGAGACGCUUACUGGAAGUGUUGAGUUGCUAAAGCAAUUCCCAAAAGAACAGCGCUCCUAUCUUGUCGUGGCCUUUUACGUGAUACUUCAGAACGUUCAAGGAGAAGGCUACGUUAUGAAUCAAAAUGCCUUAGUAGACGCUCUUAAGGAAUCUGUGGCGGCAUUGUCUUCGUCGAUUAAAAAAGAAGUGUACAACAUUCAGGCGUACCUCAAAGAAGACAGAAUCAGUCCACCAUCUCGUGAAUCCCAGAUUGACAAGUUGCAGAAUAAAUGGAUAAUAAUUGGUGUCUCCGCUACUAUAGCGUUCGUCAUGGUUAUGGUAAUGAUCGCCUUGUGCAGGUAAUAAGAUAAGAAUGAUAAUAUUAUAACUGCACAUACACUUGAUUGCAAUAACGUUGUUAUACAAAUCAGCGAAAGCUAAACCAUAGAAAGCCAAAUAGUAAUUAAUAAGCCACGCAAACUGUGUUUUGAUAUUUGAAAACUCUGAAACAUUCUGCCAGAACAGUACAUACUUCAUUUGAACCAUUUGAAGUAAAUAAUGAUAUUGGCCCCUGUAAAGACGAUAUAAUCUCCUGUUCAUUCUCUCGUCAGACUUGAUCCCUGAAUGUAGAAAGCGUGCCAAAUUCGUUCCUAUCAGGCUUUUUCAAUUCCCUUUUUGCAUGACAAUGUUAUUUCAAUUAGGUGUAUAUUUCAGUGGCUUUUACAUGCAUUGUCUGUUGUUUACGAAAGCGAGAUGCGAUGGCAACUUUUAAGUUAGGGUAUUUCAUGAUUUUAGGCUCAGAAAAUUUAUGUUAGUCCCAAGGCCGGUUGUUCGUUGCUCUCAUUUUCCAAUCGUGUGAGCAAUUAUUGUACGACACUGAGGAAAUUCAUUACCACAUUUUUAUAAAAAAAAAUUACUGGUGCCUUUAAGCUUCAACCAGAAAUGGGCUGCUGGCUCUAACUGUGGAAGAAAAAUAAGAGCGAUUUCUCAGUAUUCUAAUCGAGAAAUCACUUUUCAACUCACUAAAUGCAUGUGUGUGUCCAGGCUUCGCUUCACAGAAUCCACUUCACGCGAUUCACAUAAAUUCCUUUCCUGAAUUAGAAAUAUCUGUUAUAAGAUUCAGAUGUAAAUACUAUGCUCUUUCUUGCCUGGUCUUUGAACGGCGUCUUCCCAGAAAUUCUCGGUGAAUGCAUUUGGGUGACGUAAAACUCGCUCGGACUACGUGACCAGAAACGUAUAGGCUGCACUGAAUAAUGAGGCCUACGAACUUUCCACUUAUCGCCGUUUAGCUUUAAAGUCAGGCACAUUACCUCUGCACACCUAAACACAAAAUUACUUUAAUUUGUAAUCUCUCAAGCUGACUAUUUUUUCUGCACGUCCAAGCAAAAAAGUUUUCCUUUUUACUAAGUGGUAGUCCCAUUCAGUCAUGUACUUUUGGUAAACAAUAGUCUAAUAGGAAAAACUACCCAUCCUUACCCUAACCCACCAUUGUACCCAAAGUCAUGCAGACGUUAGUGUUAACAUUUGGUUAGGGGAGGGUUAAGUGGGUGGCAUUGGUCCAGAAACGUAAACUGAUCCUCAAACCUUUGAGGCGGCAGAACACUUUUUAACCUUGAAGUCGGCAACUUGAAAUAGUAGAAGAAAAACCAAUUUCUGGAUAUACAAGUACAAUUUUAUCACUUUAAGUUUAUUGAGAGUAAAAAGAGAAGGAUAAUAUAUAUGAAUAAUUACCUGUAUUAUAUUUAUUUUGCUCAUAUAUUAUCAUGCUCUAUUUUAGACGCAACAGACAGAAUUUAUACCACCCAACCAAGCUAGUCACCAACAUCGAAUUUUUCACUCUGCGCUGGAAUCGGGAUGGAACUCGAGAAGAAGAUAUGUUCCUGGGCAUACCUAAUCCGGGAAUAACUAGUUCGACGACUACUCUGUAAAUUAAGGCACUUAGAGAACCCGACGCAAACGUUCCCUUUAGCUGGCGCGACAUUUAUUCAACUGGUAUUUUCAAAUAUUUCUCACAGUUUGUAAGCAACGGAUUGUGUUCAAAAUUGGAAAUGGUUGCAAAUAUUGACGUUAAGAUAAAAAUAUUAAUAUCAAAGGUUCGUUGCAGUUAAGAGCGUUUAAUGCUUGGCGAUUCCGCUUUUAAAUUUAAUUCACGAAUUAACAAACAAAUUUUUUUAUGAUACCACAAUGUAACAAUUUUUCCCCUUUGCAGACAAAGGUUCUCAAACUUGUGUAGAACUGAACUAUACCUCGAUUCUCAACCCCCAAAAGAAAUAGAAAAACUCUUGCUACCUACAGAUUCUUGAGCUUCAAAGCAUUUUUAAAAUGUUGGUUCCGUUUCUUAUCGGCUUAUACAUGGCAUAAAAUGCUCUGUUUGUGCUGUCACCGCUAUUGUCAGCUCUUGUUGCUCUUGUGAGUUUGAGAGCAAUAAACCUUUGUUGUAAAAGUUUGUAAAGGUACCUAAGUACUUAUAGAAAAGGACGAUGUAAAUGACGUAAAAUGUAAGUACUUAGUAGCGCAUGAUAUUUAUUAUUAAGCACAUGUACUGAAGUAUUCGUUCAGUACUAAAUAAUAAUUAUAGCAAUUCGUCAUGUAAAUGAUUUAAGAAAUAAAUAUUACACGUAUUGCUGCUUUAU